GUGGGGGCACGAUAGUAAGCUGAAGGGAUGGGGAGGGAGAAGUACCUGUGAAAUAUCAGAAGUGCGUAUAUCAUCAAGCCAUAGGCUCAGCAGCUACAUUUUCAGGGUAUACUUUUCAAAGACAGCUUCUAUUUUCUAACUGUAGGUGUCUGUAUGUAUUAACAUGUUUGAACAUAGUUGUGGAAGCUGGAGUUAAUAAUGGACUGAUUUCAAUCAAAAUCCCUCGGGGAACAGUGGAGUGCUGUGAUUUCAGAUUUAAGCUCUGAGAGGUCAGAAAAUACUGUGGUUUACGAUGAACAUAAGACCUUGACUUGUUCUCUGGCAAAUACGUCUGACAAUAUGGUCUGUAUAAGAGUGAUAAAAGGGUGUGUGGAAAGCAAGUAUUAAGUGUGUCUAAGUUUAGUAAUUUUAUCCAUUCUCACAUGCAGCCGGUUGCUACUCAGUGCUUGGUGCUCAGCAUAUGAAUUACCUUACUUCAGCUGCAGUCUCUUCCAGGUGGAAGAGAUAUGUGGAGAAAAAGUGAGGACUACUCCCAUUGCAUGCAGUUGUCCAAGUGGCUGCAGCAGUUGCUGGGCAUGUUUGAAUGCCUAAACAGCCCCUUGCAUGACUGUGCUGCCCUGGUAGUGCGCGGUGCAGGGGUCACCACUCACUGGAGCUGCCUUACAGUUUCCUUCUUCCUUUUCCUGCUGAGCUGCAUUGCUUUUGCUGCUGGAGGAGACAACGCUGACCUUGGUGGAAGGUGGUUUUUUGUUGUUGUUGUUGUUUUUUAAUUUAUGCCACAAGGAGAUGGCUUGUAGGCCAGGAAGUCCCUGCUUAUCCAUGGCAGCAAAUCCCAGCAUGGUCUGCUCCAGUACCACUACUGGCACAAGCGACAGCAGCAGCUCUUGUCUUUGUGUGGGCUCUGCAUGUGCCUAGGAGCUCUUUGAGGGCUUCCUGUAGCACUUUGAAGCAAGGUGUGUGCGCAUCAUUAAUAAUAUGCAUGCUUCUAUUCAGGAACCCCUGAGUUUUUACAACAUCUUAAAAGUUAAUUACUUUCUGGGUGAUGUUUUUGAAUAACUUACCUUUUUAAAUUAAAAAAAAAAAAGGCUUCUACUUUAUUUUUAUGUGUUCAUUUAUUUUUGUAACUGAAGUUUAUUAACAAAAAUUACCAGUUCUUCACGUGUUUUCUGAAAGGAUAUGAUCUCGAUAUUCUCCCUCUGGCUUUAUUGAAAUGGGUGCUGCAGGAUGUCAAAUAAGAUAAAUGAUUCCGGCUUCUUAAAAGGAUAUCUAAUGUUGAUCCUAUCUAUUCAGUACACGAGCAAACAUUUUACAGGCACUGUUUCUUCACUGAAUUGUGCUAUGGCAGAAGUUCCAAAGCUGUGUGUAGGUCACAAGAGAAUGACUUCAGUUGUAUUUCUUUGUCUUAAACUGUGAAUUAAGCUCCUGCAAUUACAUUAGGAUGUGUUGUUAGCUGCUUACUAAAUUAAAUCUCUAUAAAUCUGCAAUCUGUAAGCAGGAGUGCUGUGAAUUACUUCAGGAAAAAAAAAUUAGAUUGAAUUUUAUAUUUGGAAGUGGGGUAACUCGGCUAAUACAGAAAGAUACUUCUUAAAAAUAAAGUAAACUUCAGUUGGAACAGAAACUGAAUCCAUUGUUUGUAAAAUGCCUUAUAGGACAUCGUAUGCUCUCCGAAGAUGCACGGGAACCCUACUGAUUGUGGUUAGUGAUAAUUAAUAAUAGAUCAAAGAGUUUUAGCCCUGAGGUUGAAAAGUAAAUUUCAGACUAAUUGCUGAAUGUUUCUGAUAAUUUUUGUAUCAUUUCACUCAAUUACAUCCUCCUUUCCAAACAAUGCUUUUUAUUUGCAUCUGGAGGUGUAAUGAGUUUUUGAAUGGACUUUCAGACUGAAAUUAAUUUUUUCAGCCUUUCUUUCUCUCUGUGCUUUUUUGCUGCUGUCCCGAGUUUGAAAAAGUGGUGGCUUUAUAAACCACUUCCCCCACCAGCUGUAUGGAGCUGUAGGGUUGUUAUGAGGCCUCCCCUCAGCCUCCUCUCUGGGCUGAGCAAACUGAGGGAUCUCAGCUGCUCUUCAUACAGCUUACUCUCCAGACCCGUCAUCAUCUUCAUAGCCUUCCUUUGGGUGCUCUCUUACAGCUUCAUGUCCUUACUCUGUGGUGCUCGGAACUGUAUGCAACGCCCAAGGUGAAGCCGCAGUCCCCUGAUCAGUGUGAUAACCCUUGGGCCGUGCUUAAGCGCUGCCCCGCCUCAGCAGGCGGCUGCAUAUGCCGGUGCAUCCCCUAGAGCUUGCGCAAUCUGGCCGUGUCUGUGUACCUGCAUGACUGCGUCACCCCGCUGUGUCCUCACCCAGACCUGUGCUCCCAGAGCCCUUGGGGAGCUCAGGUUUCACAACCCGUGUGUCCCGGUUUACUCUGGCAGCAUCUGGUUGUGGAAAAUCGAUUGCGUUUGUGUACGUGGCUCUCUGCUGGUACAGCUGCGGGUCAAGGAGUGGGGAAGGGGCUCUUGGGUUAGCUACGCUCUGUCCGUCAGCAUGGCCUCUUGUCCAGCGAAAGGAAGGCCUCGAGGAGGGCCUCAAACUACUGCCCCCAAAUUGGGUAUUGUUUCUGGAAGCAUUGUUUUAAGCAUGGUCCAUUGGGAUGAGGGGUGGGGGUUCAGGCAGCUGCUCCAUCUUCUGGAGGUCCCACGUUCAGCACUGCACAGGGCUGGUCUGCAGGAAGCUCUCAUGCACUUGAGGAGUUCUGAAGCCUGUAGUUCCAAGGACUUUGCAAGUGAAGGCUGGUGGGAAACUUGGAAUGCUUCCAGUAAGGCUGCCUGACUUGUCCGCUUCGGUACAGUAUUUUAAAGGAAAUGAAAUUUGCGUACAGUAGAUGAGAUGAGUCAGUGAGCUGUUCAUCCAGUGCUACAUUCAGAUCCUCUUCUCUGGCUCUGGCUUUGUUACUUUGCAAAGUUGUUCGGAGAAAUUAAAAAAAAAAAAAAAAAAGCCCUAAAGUACGAAAACUUACACAGCUGUUCAUCAUAGGAUGUGUGAAAACUUUCAGGAAAAAAAGUCCCAUUUGAAGACAACAAAUAUAACCUUAUGUUUGCCGUGCUUAAGGAUCAAGGUCUUUUUUUUUUUUCUUUUUUCUUUUUUUAUUUAAAUUCUGAAUAGAAAAUAAAUACACGUCACCAGUCCUGGCCCAUUGGGCUGGGAAUGCGUGCUUCUAGGUCAGUGCAGGUGUCUCUUUCUGUAGUUGGCAGAAGACAGUGUCCCAGAGCGGGGCAUGGCCCUACGUUACGUGAAAGUUUUGGCAGCACAUCUGCCCUCUGAGGCUGCCCGUGUGGAUGCAGGGGUCCCACGGCAGAUGGAGAGUGCCCCUGGUGCUAUGAGGAUCAUUCUCUGGUGGUUGAGGACUGCCCCUUUGUUGCUUGCCUGUCUGCUUGGCGUUAGGGUGGAGGAAGCUUUGUGGCAUGUUUUGCUUUUCUGCUUUUGCUUUAAGUUUGUUUAUCUCUAGGCACUAAGUCUUUCUUAGGUUAAUAAUUAAAAGCAAAUAUUGGCCAAUAAGCGUUCCUUAAGGGUUGUAUAAAGUUACUAAACUUUACUAGCUUGUCAGAAUUCAGCACCGAGCCUUUGUAAUAACCCAUCCUGUUGUAAAACUCACCGAGUAGACCAGCAUUUCUGCAGAAUGAGCUCUGCAAGCCCUAUAGGAAGUUACUGUACUCUUACUUCUGAUUCACAAUCGGGAAAUUGAGUCAUCUAAGUGGACUCAGUUAGAAUCUUUAAAUUCUUAUUUUAAUCUGAAUUCGUGUAAACUGCUGGAAGAUGAACAAAGUAGAGGUUAGAUGUGUCAGCUUCUACUCAGGGUAUGGAAGUAAAUACUGGAAACGAUCCAGAGCUUUAUGGCUGCUGCCAACUAAUGACAUAAGAUAAUGUUGCGAUGAAACAAUGCACUUGAUUCGCACUUGUUUCCCAGCUAACCUUUCUGUUUCUUGAGACUUUGGAGUUUAGGUUUGUAAAGAUUUUGCAGUAAAAAGUAGAUUAGGCAUUGAAAUUUUUGACUGAUUAAAUCUGUGGUAAUGACAACUUCAAACUGCACAAGCAGAUAGUAAGAUAAAAGACUGGUACUCAUUUCAUAUUAAACCCAUUUGGUGAAGAAGCAAGAAGGAUUAGUGUUUUGGAUGGACGUAUUAUUCUAAAAAGAGGGAAAAAAUUAAAGGGGCUGAAUUAUACAGAAAUAUGAAGUGAAAAGACUGAGUUGCUGAUUUAUUGUGGUUUUUGUCUUGCUUUCUCGGACCAAAACUGCAGCCACUGUAGGUCUGCAAACAGUCCUGUAUUUUCUUCCUAAUGUAAAGAAGAGUUAAUUGUGCAAUGAAGGCUGCUAACGUAUUUGCUAAGUUUGUGUUAACGUUUUUACUUGCAUCAGUAAUGUGCUUUUGGAGUGAGUCUUCCCAUUGCCUCCAUUUACUGUGGGGUGGCUGUGCAGUGAAAAAAGAGAUGCUUCUUAGAAAGCAGCGCAUGACAGAAGUGCUUUAGAAGUACCUACAGUACUCCAGCCCUUAAUGGCUUUGGCCCAUGGGACCUCCUUGGAGCCGCCCUGAGGCCCAACCUCUAGGACACGAGUAGUGUGGGUGGAGGGUCUCCAGCCCCAGCCAUCCCUCUCCCUCUUGUCUCUGUGUUGCACUGUACUGCCUGCUAAUGCCAGUACUGGCAGUGUGUUUAUUGCAGUUUCCAGCUGUUAGCUCAAGCAUUUGUAAUUGAAAAAAGAAAAAAAAAAAGAAAAAAAAAACCAGUUGGGAAUUGCAGGCAGAAGAAAUGAUUCCUGGGAAGAACUGGAGGCACGACUUCGUGCACGUGAAUUUGUGUUUAUAAGCUACAUCCAGAAUUACCAGAGUCCCUACUUACUCUUCCUUCAUAGCACUCCAGAAUUCUUGAAAACAAACGAAUGAAACCUUGGAAGCAGGAAAUGAGACUGAAGUGACAAAUAGGCUGUAUCCUGUGGUUUUUUGUUUUGUUUUUUUUUUGUUAAUGAACUUCACUUCUUUUGAACUAGUUGGAAGAUCUAGAUAAGGUUUGCAGAUAUUCUCAUUUACAAUAAUACUAAUCUGCAAAGGAAAACAGGAUUGUUUUUUAUUGCAGCAGCUUAAAGAAGUAUUUUCAAACAGCUGUAACUUAUGCAGACUAAUUUAAUGACUUAUAAUUAUGGUGUCAGGAGAAAUACAUUUUUCUAAAGCAAACCUGUUGCAGGUACCUGAUACACUGAUUUUAAUAUGAUGCUAACCGAGUCAGAUAGGUGAUGUAUUAAUGGCUUGUAAAUGACCUGCAGCUGUUAACUCUAUUUAUGAAGACAGACAUUAGAAAAAAGUGUUUUAAGCCUUAAUCUGUGUUUUUCAGUGAACCAGUACCGUAACUCCAGGACCUAGAUGAGUUCUGAGCUAAUUCACUGACUACCAAGAGGAUUUCAUGUUUUUUUUUUUUUUCUUACUUUCACACUUUGUACUGUGACCAGUUCCUUCAUGUCCUUCAGUGCUGAUCCCUGUCCUCCAUCCUCUGGUCUUAGCCCUUUCCAUGAUCUCAGGAUACUUCACGUUCUAAUUGCUUCAGCACAUACACCUGUUGUUGUGCUUAUUAAAAGAAAACUCCUAAUAAGGUCACUAAGGUGGUGAGAUGGGGUUGGUGGGUGUUCCUGGAGGCUUCUCCACACCAGCCCUAUCGGUCUUUAUCCCCAGUCAGGCUUCCUGCUGACUGGGUUAGGUAUUAGUUUUUUUACAUCCCAUGGAGUACCCCAGGCCCUGAGAUGACAACGUGUUUAGCAUGGCUUAAAUCAGUAAGUCAGUAGAAAUGAGUGUAGUUUUCAUGCUGAGCAGAAGGUAUUUGGGACAGAACAGGAAUGAACUUGAGAUCAGGAAUGUGAAUUGUAAGAAAUAUGAUUUAAUGAAAGAAUGAGAUUAUAGUAGCUAGAAAAAGAGCAGGUAUUGGUACUAGAUGAUGUAAGCUUAAUGUAGUGCACCAGAUCCUGAUAACGUUUGUGGUUUUGUCCACCAGCACUAAAAAUGGAGAAUAUUCAACAUCUCAGUGCUUCAGCCUAUAUGAAAUGAAGCCUAUAUGAAGGGAUGCCAUUCAGAGGGACCUUGACAGACUUGACAGGUGGGCCUGGGUGAACCUAAUGAGGUUCAACACAACAAAGUGCAGGGUUUUCCACCUGGGCUGGAGGAACCCCAGGCAUCUAUACAGACUGAAAGGAGCAGUCCUUGAGAGCAGCUCUGCAGAGAAGGACCUGGGGGUCCUGAUGGAUGACAAACUUAACGUGAGCCAGCAGUGUGCUCUUGCAGCUCGGAAAGAAAAUGGUAUCCUGGGCUCCAUCAGAAGAGGGGUGGCCAGCAGGGACAGGGAGGUGAUUGUCCCUCUCUACUCUGCUCUUGUGAGGCCCCAUCUGGAGUACUGUGUCCAGGUCUGGAGCCCCCAGUAAAAGAAAGACAGAGAGCUGUUGGAGAGGGUCCAGAGAAGGGCCACGAAGAUGAUCAGGGGGCUGGAGCACCUCCCCUACGAGGACAGGCUGAGGGAGCUGGGCUUAUUCAGCCUGGAGAAGAGAAGGCUGCGGGGUGACCUCAUUGCAGCCUUUCAGUACCUGAAGGGAGCCUAUAAACAGGAAGGGAGUAAACUCUUUGAAAGGGUAGAUAACAGCAGGACAAGGGGGAAGGGUUUUAAGUUGAAAGAGGGAAGAUUUAGGUUGGAUGUUAGGGGGAAGUUCUUUACCAGAAGAGUGGUGAGGUGCUGGAACGGGCUGCCCAGAGAGGCUGUGGAUGCCCCGUCCCUGGAGGUGUUCAAGGCCAGGCUGGAUGGGGCCCUGAGCAACCUGGUCUAGUAAACAGGGAGGUUGGUGGCCCUGCCUGGCAGGGGGUUUGGAGCUUCAUGAUCUUUGAGGUCCCUUCCAACCCAGGCUGUUCUGUGAUUCUGUGAAAUAGUUUGAUCAAUUUUACAGAUGUAUUUCAUGUAAACAAGUUGAAGAACAGUAGUAAAUACAGAAAUAUUGCACAUUUAGAGCAAUCUAGCCUUUGUCUGACAUUUCACAUGGACUGGUUAAGUGCCCCUGUGCUAGGUACGAGAGUUGAUGAUGGAAUACUUAAAAUACCCAGUGUUCAAAGGACAGAAAUGUAACAGUUGUCUGCCAUUUGUAGAAAACUUCAUAUUAAUGGUUUUUUUAAUUGUUAUUAAAUUCGCACAACAACGAACAGUAGAGCAGAACUUUUUGUUUUUCUCUAAUUCUGUGUCUGUACUGCAUGGAACAUCCAAAGUACAGGUUCUGCAAAUGCAAGGUAACUACAUAUCCUCAUCUUAAUUAUGUCCUAUAUUAUGUUAGGGCUGUGGAUUAGGUAAGUGAGAUGGCAAGAGUAAAUUUAGGUUGGGAAUUCUCCGCCAAGUUCUCAAUGCUUCCAUCAGUAGCACUAUGAAUUGAGAUAAAUAUUGAGUAGAGUUUCCUAGCAACAAUUGUAAGGUUAAGUAAAAAUCAAAUUUGCCAGGUACUGCUUCCAGAGCAUGCUUCUGAUUUUUGUUUCAAAAUUUAUACUUCUAAUACCUUACCUGCGGUGUGAAGUGCUCAACAAAAUCUGACGGUAUUGUGAAGAAUUUCAGAGAGUCAUAAGUCAUUAGAAAUAUUAUUAUUACUUUGAGACAUAGAUUUUCUUUUGCUGUCUAUUCGUACUUUUGCCAAACUAAUAGGGAUUAAACUUACAUGAGUUCUGCAAGUAUUAGCUAUAUAUAUGUGUGUAUAAAUAGUAUAAAUAAAAGCUACUGUGUAUAUUGCACUGCUUAAGUCUGCUGAAAAAAGUUAUUUAUCAUUGGCUUUGUCAGAGUAAACAAACACAUUAUGUACAGGUCUGAACUGGAGUUAAAGUGACAGGAGAGAAGGUCAGCACGAAUGCUUCCUCAUGUGACGUGAAAGCAGAGGAUUCAUAUUCUUUCAGCCUGUUCAGUAAAUUGCAUGCAAGGAUCUCUGGAGGUGCUCUGAGUUUUUAAGAUGUGUACCUGCCUAAGGUAGACCUAUUCUGGAUAGAAUAAUUUUCCCUGGAGAUACAUGCAGGCCUGGAAUUUAGGUUAGCCCAGGACAGAUAGAUAGAUAGCAGAGGGGAGCAAGGAAUGGAAAAAUUUGGUUGGCUGCUUCCAGUCCUAAGUUUUUUGAGUCUAUAAAUAGAGUCUAUCAGAAUAUUUCUAGUUAGUUCUGGGGAAAGUCAGCUGCUGUGCUGGGGAUUGGCUGUGCUCCCAGAAUAAGGAGGGGAAAAAAAAAAGUAUGAUAGGAGGCCUAUUGAAAAUCUACCAACUGACACCAGUGAAAUUAAGAAAUGGGUAGACUCCCCCAUUUAGGCUUCAGUUUGUUUUCUUGCAGCCUGGGUCAGCCUGUUUGUAACCAGCCCACCUCCUUGCCCAUAGCCACUUGCCAGGGGAAUGCAGAGGGUCUGCACCACAUGCAACCAAGUGGGGUCUGCAGUGCAGGAGUUGGGAUCUCAGAAGUAGGUGGUGUGUUAGACUUGACCCUUGUGCUGUGCUGGUUGACCUGGGCAGUCCUCUCUGUGGGUUAGGUGUGUUCGUAGAAUCAUGGAAUGGCCUGGGUUGAAAAGGACCACAAAGAUCACCUAGUUUCAACCCCUCUGCUACGUGCAGGGUCGCCAACCACUAGACCAGGCUGCCCACAGCUACAUCCAGCCUGGCCUUGAAUGCCUCCAGGGAUGGGGCAUCCACAGCCUCCUUGGGCAACCUGUUCCAGUGCGUCACCACCCUCUGUGUGGAAAAACUUCCUCCUAAUAUCUAACCUAAACCUCCCCUGUCCCAGUUUAAAACUAUUCCCCCUUGUCCUAUCACUAUACCCCCUCGUAAACAGCUGUUCCCCCUCCUGUUUAUACACUCCCUUCAAGUACUGGAAGGCCACAAUGAGGUGGCCUCCUUGGAGCCUUCUCCAAGUUUCUCCAAGCGAAACAAGCCCAGUUAAAGCCCAGUGUUGCAUCAAGGGAAACAGUGAAACGCAAGCAAAAGCUGAAUUUUAAGUUAAUAUGGUUAUCACGUCAGUUGUGACUUUUUUUUAAAUAAUAAAAAUGUCUUGCUGAUAAUUUUAUGUGCAAACUAAUUAAAUACAUUAUGAUACCAGAAAUAGGCAUUUAAGGGAGUCAUGAUGAGCUUUUCAAACACUUAAGGUGCUUUCUAGGAAACAUAAUUAUAUACUUGAAAAAUACUCUGAAUUGAGGUUAAAUUACAUUGUAUGACUAGAGUAUAAAUAACUAGACAGUUUUGUAUUUUAGAAAGAUCUUGCUUUUACAAAAAAAAUAACUUUUCAGCAGAACUACUUCUUCUUUCCCCACCCAAUAACUGCAGAAGGAUGAUCCUUCAUACUGUAAGUGGUCAAAUGAAUAGCUUUGUGCAUGUGAAUUGAACCGGAGUACUCAGAUGAGCGUCUAUUCAUGUCAGAUUUCAUAGGAGCUGAAAUUAUGUUAAGUGAGCUUUUUUAGUACUGACCUAACACCAGAAAAAAAUAACUACUUGAAAACAAAUGCAUUUAUGACAACUUUAGGGCUAUGCUGGCAACUCAGUUUUAGUUUAUCAUUUUUCACAUACUGGAAAAAGUGGUUCUAUUGAAUGUUCAUGUCAGGGGAAGAAGGGAUAGAGCAUUGUCAGCGCUUCUUAGGUUUUCCCGCUGUCUGUAGACAUGGCAUACCAGGGAGUUGCUUAAUUGCUUCUAUCAGAUUUCCAUAAAUAUUAGGUAAAAAAAAAUCAAACUAGUAUUAACAUUUUGUUGGGUGUUUUUUUUUUUUUUUUUAGGAGUAAGAUCUUGCAGUAACUGAUGACCUCAGCUGUCUUAUUAAUUUUUUUUAUUAAUUAAACAUUAAUAACAGUAGAAUAGUUUCAGACUUCCAUGAGUGAUUUAAAUGGGCAAGCAAUAGGUAAAACUUUCUUCAGACACAACAAAAGAAGCAUUUUGUUUUUAAGCGAAUACUAAUAAAUAUCUUGUUAUUGCCAGUCCUUGAAGACAAUUGGAUGAAACGUUGGAGAAUUAUAGGCUCAUAGAAUGGUUUGGGUUGGAAAGGACCUUUAAGAUCACCCAGUUCCAACCUCCUGUCAUGGGCAGGAUUGCCCUUCACCGGAUCAGGCUGCCCAGGGCCCCAUCCGACCUGGCCUUGUUCCCCAUCCCUAGAGGGGCUUCCACAACCUCUCUGGGCAACCUGUUCCAUCACCUCACCACCCUCUGAGUAAAGAAUUCCUUCCUGAUGUCUAAUUUUAAUAGCACCUCUUUUAGUUUAAAACCAUUUCCCUUUGUCCUAUUACCAUCUGCCUGUGGAAAAAAAAAUCUGUUUUAUCUCAUUAAUGUGUGGGAAAACAUCUUCCCCUCUUCCUCCCCCCACCCCCCCCCAAAAAAAGAACUUCAAAUUUAAAAAGGAGAAAAAUUUGUUGAAGGGUUGAAAUUCACCUCCAUUAGAAUUGAUGACCAUUCUCCACAUGAUUUCCAUGGGGCCAGCAUUUCACUAGGAAUUUCACCAGAGGAUGGCUGUGAGAAUUAAAACUCUAAUUCAUUCUGACUGUGUGUGUUGCCUUGGAGAAAUGUUGAGGAACAGCUCCUCUGUAGCAGGAGGAGGGGAAAAUAAACUUAUCUACAGCCAAGGUAGAUUUAACUUGGAAUAAUGCACCAAGUUUGGGGGAAAAAAAAAAAAAGCUAAAACCAAAACCAACAAACAAAAAACCCCAGAACAGUAUCAACUGUGUGUGUCAGUACGGCUUCAGGAAUAUUUCGACAAAUCUGUUUGUCAAAACACAAAGUAUUGGAAAAGGAAGAUAAACAAGUUAUUAAUAUUUUAUUUCUUUUUCGGAUCAUUUUGCAUUUCAGAUCAUUACUGAGAUAUUGGUUUUGUUUGAGGAAGCAGCUCAAAAUUCAUGUUAAAUAUUCACGGUGCCACUUUAUGAUUUAGAUUAUGCAAACCCAUUUGUUAAUUGGAUCUUGUGCGAGCUCAGAACAGAGUUCUAAAGUAGUUCUAAAAUGAUGAUUGUAAAUAAGUUCCACGGCAGUGGAUGUUUUGCUUCUUUUCAAAGUAGUGCAUUCAAAAUAUGUCAUAUACCACCACCCGCCCUAGCCUUCCCAAAAGCAAUGGCUCUGAAUUGAACAAUGCUUUAUAAUCCAUAUUUUCUGAAGUAGCUUCUGCUCAAAGUUUCAGAAUUGUACCUUUAGACUGAGGAUUUGAUCUUCCAUCUGUUGGCGCCCUGAUGGCUUUUUGAUAGCGGUCGUGUUAGAAUCAGAAGGACUGGCCAUAUAGAAAUGCUUCGCUUAAGCCUCUGCAGGUUGGAAGUUUUCAAUUUUUCUGAAGUACAUCAACAUCAGCUGUUUUAUAUUAUGCUCUCUUUCCUGUCUUGUUCUGACACUUUGAUUCGUGUCAUGCAGAGCAUGCAUCUUUUCACACUUCCGAACGCUGACUGUGAUGGCUUGGAUCCUUCAUUAUUAUGUGAUUAAUUGUAGAGAUACAAACAUUAUCAAAUCAAAAUCCCCGAAAGGCCUCUUUUAAAGGAUCUGCCUAGCUUUUGAUUUAGCUGCCCCACAAAUUACUUAUCUGGUGGCUGUGUGGUUUUUAACAUCCUCCUAAAUUUGGAACGAAUCCAUGAAAUACUUUCUGCAAUGUCUGGGGAAUAGAAAGCUUGAUAAGUUAUUUCGUCCGUUGCUCGGGUCAAACCUUUCAAGAGGCAGCAGCACUGAGUGUUGAAUCCAUUAAGUACAAAUCAGUGGGUGUGCAGGAUCAUAGCUUGUAUUGUCUGUUAUUAUAUUAGGGUGUUCCAUACAGGUUUUCUAUUGCUGGAAGUCCAAUUUUCGUCUUUCAGAUGCAUGUAAAUUCAUAAACUACAAGUGUUGCUAUAUACAAGAAAAUUGUGAUUCAGGGGAGAAAUAGCAUGGCAAGGAAAGCACUUUGCAUUAGCUGUUUUAUGCAUAGCUACAUGCAGUGUUUUUAUAAAACAGAUUUUGUCCCUUGGGAUGUAAUAAAAGGCUAGAGACUUAUAAACCAAAUAAGUUUGUGUGGUAUAUUAUUUAGAUAUCCAGAGAAAAAAAGGUCAGAGAAGUCUCUUGUGUUGUCAAUUCCUCAAUGGGAGACUAUAUUAAAAACUAGAAAAUAUAAUACUAUAUAAUUUGGAAACAUAAUAUAUAAUGUAGGUUGAGAGACAAUUACUGUAUUUUAUGUCUCUGUAUUUUCCAUUUUACUGAAUGCAUUUCAGCAACAAUUGAGUUUUGGCUGUGAUGCUAUUUGUAGCAGUUUCCUGAAGCUGCGCAGCAAAUUACUGUGGUGUACCAGAUCAAAUCAGCUCUUCACUUCAUUUGUGAAAGCUACAUUAUGAAAAACUCCUACUACUGGCUUCUGUGGGUAACAGUAUUUUUGUCCGUAAUUUAUACGAUUUUGUGAAUGUUAACAGAAAGUUUUAAAGCAGUUUUAAGAUGCCGUAGCUCAUAUAGCUUGUCUGUCGUUUUUCAGCAUUUGCUCAUUUAAAACUGUUGAAUUAGUUAGGCAGCUUUGCAGAAAGGUUUUGUUUCUCACAAAGUCCUCCGCCUGUAAUGCAAAUAUUAAAGGAACUGGUCUCGUGUACCUACCUCUUCAGCAGCUAAGCCUGACAAGAAAUUAAAAGCGUGGUGGUUAUUAGUGAUUAACAACAAAAAUAAGUGUACUGGCAGUGGUAUUUUUUAGCGUUGGUGUUCCCCUGUACCUUAUUCAGUAAAUAUUCUCCUGCUUUCAGUGACCUACUCUGGAGUGUUAAAUGGCUCACACCAACAUGUAAGACAAGUAUGGUAGACUGCAAAAAGGCAAGUUCUAUGUGGCUGUCAGUUGGCAGUUUAUCUUGGGAGCUUGGGGAGCAUCACUGUUUGUAUGUGUCCUGAACAUCCAGCUUAGCAGUUACAUGAGGUUUGCAACAAAGUCAGUUGCCGAAAGGAAGCUAAAAGACAAGAUUCAAAUGGUUGAGGUUUGCUUCAAAGAAGUCAAAAUCUUCCAUUUGGAGAAAUCUGGAAGAGGUGUUAAAAUCAUACUGUGAUGGAUGGCUGUUUUAUGGUUCCAUUUUCAAAUGCCUAGCACUUAACAAUCCUGCAGGAAAUUUAGAAGUAGAUGGUGCUUUCUCACUAGCAAGUUCAUAAUCUGUGCCCUGGAAAUCUGGAAAUUUUCAUCUCUGUCUCUUUGUGUGGAUUUCACUCUUCCUCCCCUCUAUGAGAGCAGAUGUGGCCAUUUGAUUUUUGACACUGCUGUAUAGUUCCUGUGCCCAAUAAUUCUUGCAUUCUUCAACCCAGGGGAGAUCAGAAUUUCAGAAAUUGGGCAAAAGCCCUUGAGUGCCAAGUCUGCAGCCAUAUGCGAUGUUCGGCCAAGGAGCAAUUCACUGCCUCUGUAUUUGGAGGAGGAGCAUUUGCUGGAGAGGCUCAACUGGGCUCUGUCAGACUUUGUGAAUGAGAAGUGCACCUGAAGGAAGCCAGCAGGAACUAUUUGAAAAAAUGAUUUUCAGUAUAGGGGAGCUGGUCUCUUUCGUACAGUAGAGAGAAGGAGGAGAAGAGGACUCUUUGGAGCAGAAGUUUAAUUGUGAUGGCUGGGAAUUACUCUCAGGAGGAGCCUGUGUCUUCUAGCGUGUGAAGGAAGAAUGCAAAGGGACUCUUGGCCAAGUAUGACCUUUGUGAAUGCUGUCCCUGUGCUGUCAUCUUCAGUUAAUAUUGUAUGUGUUCCUGCACGUGUUCCUUCAAGUUUCACUAUUGGAUUAACGUCCUGAUGGCCUUUUAAUAAAACCAACAAAGAACAGGUCUGUCCAGAUUUUCUGGUCUCAUCAGGAAGGCUUUAAAAUACUUUCUCUGCAGCAAAGCUUCUGUAUGUUUAAUUGUUUUAACAGCAGCAUGGGCAGAACACACCAAUUACCAAAAAGUCUAUGUGAUCUCCUUGGGGCAUUUGUUGGAUUUUGGGUCCUCAGUGUUCUCAGUGUGUCCCGUGUACCAUCACCCUUUAGAAGGGAGGAUGAGAUGCACUGGAAUAGUUUUGGCAUGAUCUAACUACAGUUAAUUUCCUCAUGCUUCUGCAGUGCGUUUCAGACCUAGCAUGUUCUCUACUGGUAAAGCAAACUAAGUGUACAAAAGUCUCCCAUCAGCCUUAAAUCUGAAGUUUCUCCAAGCCUUUAUAGUCAACAGAAAGUUCUGUAUGCAAAAACGUGACUGUUUAGCAAGAGGUUCCACUCUGAGAUGUGUGUAUGUCUUUGAGAGAUAUGCGUAUCUAUCUUGUUGGCAGGGUUGAUCUGGGAGUUCAUCCCCUCAGUAUCCCUUUCUGCAGAAGAGCUCCAGGGCAGCGCUCCAUUUCUGUCCCCGUUCAGCCUGGCACUCUCUCAGACGCGGCAAAUGGAAGUUUUAAGGUGGUGACAACAACCUCAGUGUCCAAAUAAAGAGACUUAGAUCAGAAAACCAAAAGUUGUUUAAUCCUAAGACUUAGUUGUAAGUUAGAAUUAGAUAAGGUUGGUUUUAAUUCCAGCUUUAUUUAUAUAAAGUUAGUCUAGUAAUAUUUGCAAAUAUUUUUUCCUAUUAUAUUAACAGUUCUACUUGGCCUUUUCGUGGUGAUAGUGAAAGUGUCACAAAACCAAGCUGAAGUGAUAGUAGAAAGUUUUUGGUAUGAUAAUUUUUUGAUCUUUUCCUUGGUGGUCAAACCGCAUUUUCUCUCCUACCAAGGGCUGUUAGAGAGCAGUGUUGUCUUUUUCUUUUAGGAGUUGCUAGAUUUGAUUUAGCCAAAUCAUAACUACUGAAAGUAAAAGAUAGCAUUUGAUUAUUCAUGAUAUAAAAAUACAUGCUCAUUUGAUUAUAUUUUUUCUAAGUUACUGUGUGUUAUAAACUCAAAGUACUUGAAAAUUAACGUGCAUUUCAAUAUCUAGUCUUCUUCUCCCUGUCUCACUGCUCUUAUUCUGCCAUAAAGGCUUCAAUUUUUGAACUUUUAUAAGUCUUGUCAGUGUAGGUAACGCACUUUCAUUGAUAACCAAAGUGAGUGUAUUUUUGAAAGGUGGAGGAGAAAGGUGGAAAAACAGUUAACAUCAAUUAUCAUGACAUUUUCCAUUUUUACUCUACCAAAGUGGCUCUUUAUGAAGCAUUCCUGUUCUCCACCAUUUCAGUACAGUUCACAUACGUGUUUCCACUAAGGAAAUUUUAAAUGUGGAAUCUAUCUCAAGCUGUUGACCAAAGAUAGUAAAGGAGCCUCAAUGAAUUAUGCUAGAAAAUUUCUCUUGUGUUUGGUACAAGUACAUAGCAGGACAUAAAUGUAUAAGAUCCUGUAAGGAUAAAUUAAGAUUUGUAGAUAAUACCAAUCUAAGCUUGCCCUUAUGACUCCAUACUUCUCCAUUAAACCUCAGGAAUGACUUUAUUUACUUGUUAGGGAUUCAGGAAGUGUAAUUAAAUGCCAGUUACAGCAUAAAAGUUAUUUCAUGGUGCUAUCUCCUUAAUUGAACUCUGUGAGUUUAUUUAAGGAAAUACUCCGCUAGAGUGAGUCGCUACUGCAAAUGAAAUGGGAAUAAAAAUUACACUGGUUGGCCAAGGAAGGGUUGCAGUUGGUCAGAAUCUUGUGUAUGCUGGAGCAGAUGAAUGUGGAGAGAGAUGGUGGGUAGCAUCCUGGGCUGAAGAUAGCUAAACAGAAUUGAAAAUAAUAAGUAUGACAGAGCCAUUAGUUCGUGAACAUAAUUUAUGUUUUGGAAAACACAAACAGAAGUCCAAGUUUAGGCGACAUUUGUCCUUGAGUUGAUAAUAGCAUUCAAAUGGAAAUCCUAACAAUGUGAGGUUGCUGUAUGGAGCAUAAGAGGAGCUCCAAUGAAUAAUUAAACAAGCGAUGUCUAAUAAAAUAUACAGUACAUUGCUUCGAACUUAGAAAUUGUAACUCUGCCUAAGGGAUGAAUGUUUUUCAUUACUUUUUAAUUGUUGCCAGUGUUGACCUUCAAGGUCUUUUUCUGGCAGAUAAUUUGUUAUGGUAAGGAUGAGAUCAUUAAGCAUUUUAGCACAAGCCGCAUGAUGCAAAUAGUUUCCUAAUAUUAUAGAAUGCUGAUGUAGUAAGAGUUUGUUUUCUUAGGAAUUUGCUCUCCAUAUUUAGUAAUUAUUAUUAUUAUUUUUUAGAUGGUAUCUUAAAAGAGCAAUUUUGCUAUAAUCUUGCAGGACAGUGGUCAUAGAUAGUACAGUAGCAAAUGUCAGCAGUUUUUUCUCUGAGAUGUUUGUGGCAGGUUUUGAUUUGUAAUUUAAAAAAAAAAAAAGAGUUUUACUGUAAAGUCUCGGUAUGACUUUUUGGCUCGUAGUAAUAUUUGUAUAUGCCAAGAACAAACAACGGCUUUUCUCGUUCACUCGGUUCAUGAAAGCAUCUACAUAGGAGCCUGCAGGCUUCCCCCUGCUGAAGGGAACCUCUGUGGUGUCUGAGGUUCUGGGACCUGUAUUCAAGGCAUUAAGUGUUACUAAAUUUUGCUGGUUUUAUACGGUAACUCCGUUUUACUAUUUUAGUGCUUGCAUUGGUAGGCACUAAAAAUAUGUAUUGGGCGAAUAGCAAAUACUGUUAGGAUUUAAGUUUGAAAGUCUUAGUUGAAAUUUUCUCCAGGUGGAUGCAUUAUUAUUCAGCUUUUUUGUCAGACAGUAGAUAUGCCUGCUCGGAUUUGAACGGUGGUGCAGAGAAGCAAGCUUCUUUUCCUUAAGCUUACUUGCCAUUGCUGUUUGUCUAGUUUAAGAUGCAUGUGAUCAGUUGUUUGUACAAAUUGCUGAUAGAAAUGUUUAUUGCUCACGUUGUUGCUGACGGGAGAUGAGCAAAGCUAUUGUCCUGUGCUAAUCUGUGCUAUAGGCAGUCAUUCGCAGGAAGUCUAUAAAUAAUUCUUAGGGUAAUUUCUACCUUGCACUGCUUACAGUCCAAAGAGCAAAGCCUGCAGAUGCGUGGAUGCAGAGUAGAGGCCCCAGGAUGCAGCUCACCUCUCUGCUAGCGGUCUGCAAAGUGACUGCCAGAUCUGACCAGCAAGCUCCUAAGGAAAGGGUGGAAGGAGAUGAGGAAGGACCAUGAGCAGAGCAUGUACUGUGAUGGACAGAUAAGAGGGAUGAGAGCCAGCAGCUAGAGAGAGAGAGAGAGCUGCAGGAUGAGGAGACAGCUACAGAAGGUGCAUCGCUGCCUCUGGCAGGGUUUCUCUUGGUGGACCUUCACCACGCUUGUGCUUGGGCUACUACACCUCAGAGAAGAGCCUUGGCAGGGAGCAGAGUGCGCUGGCCCAGCUGUCCCAAUUUCUUUGGGUCUGGUGUGUCCUCUUAUGGAGCUGCAUGGAUAGCUCUAGUUUGUGGAAUUGAUAUUAAAAAGAAAAAAAGUCCUUUCCAUGAAUUACAUUCAUUUUCCUUUAUUAAUCUGUAGAUCCAAUAAUUUUCACUAAAAAUAUUUUUCUUUUACUCUCAUAUGAUUGAAAAUCCAGCCUGUCAUUUUCUGCUUCCUUGCAAAGAGAUACCAGCAUCAAAUCUGUCACUCAUGCUUGUGAAUGAGUGCUGCAUUCUGUAGGGAGCUCCCUGUUCCCAAGUCAAUAAAUGACAGAAUUGUAGGGGUUGGAAGGGGGGCCUCUGGAGACCGUCUAGUCCAACCCCCUGCUUAAGCAGGUUCCCUACAGUAGAUUAUACAGGAAAAGUAUCCGGGUGGGUUUUUAGUAUCUCCAGACAAAGAAAUUCCACAGCCUCUCUGGGCAGCUUGUUCCAGUGUGGUGUAACUCACAGGAAAGAACUUUUUUCUCUUGUUCGUAUGGCAUUUUCUGUGUUCUAGCUUGUUCCCAUUGCCCUUUGUUCUGUCACUGAACAUUGUUGAAAAGUGCCUGGCUCCAUUCGCUUGACUCCUGUCCUUUAGAUAUUUUUAAGUAUUGAUAAAAGAUCUACUUUCAGCCAUUUUUUCUCCAGGCUGAGCAAUUCCAGGACUCUCCCUUUCCUCACAAGGGAAUGCUCCAGGCCCCUAAUCAUCUUUGUCAACCUCUGCUGGAUUCUGUAUAGGAAUCUUCCCUGUCUUUUUUUGACUAAGGAGCUCAGAACUGGACACGGUAUUCUAUAUGUGGCCUCCCCAGGGCACAGUAGAGGUGGAGGAUCCUCCCUCAACCUGAUGGCCACACUCUUCUUAAUGCAUCCCAGGAUACCAUUGGCCUUGUUUGCCACAAGGGCUCACUAUUAGCUCAAUGUGUAGUCCACCAGAACACCCUUGUCCUUCUUCACAGAGUUUCUUUCCAGCAGGUCAUUUCCUAACCUGUACUGAUAUAUGUGCUUAUUCCUCCCUAGUGUAAGACUCUACGCUUGCACUCUAUUAACCUCAUAAUGUUCCUCACUGCCCAACUCUCCAGCUUGCCCUGGUCUGAGUGAAAGAAAAGUUAGAACAUUUUCCCCCAAAAUAUUACUUUAGACGAUUCCAGGAGCCCUGUGAUGGUACCCAUCACGUAUGUUUUAACAAUAGCUCAUUGUCUUUGUAAUAAUAAUGAUGAAAGCCUCUGAGGUGACCGAGGGAAUAAUGCAGCAUAGUAGCAUGGUGCUCUCCAGGUGAACCCAGAGUGGUCUGUCAGUGUGGCUGUUGCACCACAGAUGUGUAUUCAGCAGCAUGAACAAGGAGAAAAUAAACACUCAAACUAGCCAGUGACUCCCUUGGCAGUGGUGGGCCUCUCUGCUUGCCCAAAGUUGGGAGUAGCUACUCCUGUCCUGCCCCUUUUUACAUCUUCUUGGAGCAAACAGUUUUUGAUUGAGUGUAUGGGACAUGGGGCACAGGUGGGAAGCAGAGCUGGGAUUUUCCAAUGGAGCUGUAAAAUAACUUGGUCUGAACAUGGGCACUUUAUUUAGUUACCUUUUGUUUAGUUAUUUCUCACUUACGUGUAUAUCAGAAAGGUUAAAUAGAUGUUUUCAUAGCUUCUUUGUGUCCAGAAGGAAAACUAGAAGUCUUCGGACAAUCAAAGUUAUUGACAGGACUUGAAGAGGAAAUAAUGGUUAUCAAAGUGAGCUCAGUUAAUUACAGAGGUCUUUUGACAAAGGAAAGAUGAACACUGGCAAUGAUAUCAAUAUUCUGUAUCUGUUGUUUGUUGUUAACUCAAAUGUGGAUGUCUCAGUCCAUAAAAAUUGUUAUUUUGGGAACAUUUACUUUAAAAGAAGCUAAAUGCUGACUUCGAAGAAACUUGUGACUUUGAACACAAAUUAAUCAAGUGUUUGAAUAACAUAUUCUGGAAACGUACUUUCUCAAAUCAAGUGGGAAAGAUACUGCAUGGCACAGCAUCCAUAAUGAUGAUGAACUGAAGGAAUCAUCAGGAAUGUGGUUUCAGAGCUUAGGCAAAAUUGGGCAUUGUCUUACUGUGUUAUAUACUCUGCAAAACAGUAGAUUAGAACUAAUGAUAAUAAUUAUCAAAGCUAUCGUUGGAUUAAAAAUAGUAUUAACUCCUUAAGAGGAAGCACUGUUAAUCAAGUUGUGCUAGAACAGGGAAUUUGAAUACACUGCCAGAUACUUUAUUACUUGCAGGAAAUAUAUUACUGAAACAAUCCAGAAGCAUAAAGACAAUAAUUUAUUAUGAGUUCUUAUGCAGUAGAGAACUUGGAUGGCUCUAAUUGUUGCUUAACUUCAAGCACACUUUAUUGCUGUGAAAUUCCAUGUUGCUGAAUUUAUUCAGAGACAAAAGUAAAAUUAUUAAAAAAAAAAAACCUUGAAAAAUUAAACCCAAAAUAUGAGAUCUGAGACAACUUCAGACUGUAGUCAACAAUUGCAAAUAUGUCCUACUGACAUGUACAAUAUGCCCUUUACAUGUGAAGUUGUUCACAGUUAUUGCAUUGACAUUCUCUUCUGUUUUGCUUUUAUUUCUCAAACGCUGCAAAAAAUAUUGCUAAAUUAGAACUGUGAUUUAGCACAGUACAAUUAAUUUGCAUUAAAGUAUUCAUAGAAGGGAAGAAAUUUGUCAGUUGGGCCUGUUACACAGUAUCUGGUUUACUAAAUGUAAUUUAGAAAAUGUUCUCUGCCUGUGGCAUUGUAGGACAGUUAUCCCUUGUAUUUGUCUUGCAAGCUUUGUGCUUCCUUACCACCCACCCUUGGAGCUCUGUCCCCACAUUCUCUUAAUGAGGAAAUAGCUUAAUUUGUGGCUGCAGUCUAACAAGAGAAUUGAAAUUUGUUAGAGUGGAUGUAACCAUAAUCCCCUUUUACUGGUUUUUGCAAACAGUUUUUUGCUUGUGCUUGUAGAGUGGAAUUAACUAUCUUAGUGCUUACUGGCGCACAUACGUGCAGACAUGUGUAUACAGAUAUAUAUAUAUGUAUAUCCAGUGUCUGUGUGUAUCCAUGAACUGUAGCAUUUUAAAGUUUUAUUCAGUGUGUAUUUGUUCCUUGUUUGUGUAAUCCAAUAGUGCUUUCUUCUAAUAAAUCAAAGACAAAAUGCAGCAUGACAAGGGAAGGAACCACUGCCUCUCUGGAGUGCAGAGCAUGUACUUGAAUUUCUCCAGUGUGUGAGUAGCCUGCACAGCAAAUUCUUCACAAAAUUGCCGAUUCCCAAUUCCUUGCAUUCCCUUUUUUUUCUCUUUGAACCUUGGGUGUUGGCACAAGGUGAAUGUUUUUUUGUUGUUGUUGUUGCUGUUGUUUUUUCUCCCUGCCUUGCUUGUAGUGGUGAAGUGGUUGUAGGUAGAGCAAAUGCCCUAAGUAUCAGGAAUUGAAAUGGGAUGUCUGAAGGCUGGCUCGAGGCCAAGAUGAAAUAUAUCUCUCUUGGCAGCAGGGGUGCUUGAGAGAGCCCUGUGAUAUUGGAUAGCUUAUUUUUUUUAAUCAGUUGGGCUCAUCCCUACCUCGACCGACCUCCUUUAGCUGGGCAGUGGUCAGGCCUGCGUCCCGUGCUUGGCCACAGGUACCCGAGCAUCCUCACCAGCAUAGCAGGAGGAGCGACAGUGUCCCAGCCUUCAGGGCCAUUUGCCUCCUGUAGCUGGAAUAUUGCCCACAUGUUCCAGGAGGAGCCAGCCUGGCGAGGAGACCACACAAAACUUCCUGUUGUCAGAAGCUGCUCCCGCUGGAAAUGGCGCCCGCUGGCUUUGAGAUGCCAGCUCUGGUCGGCGUCCUGUGGGGUCCCCCAGUGCCACAGUCUCCCAAACUGCUGAGCCCCGUGCCUGGCCAGCCGGGUGUCCUGGUGUCAGCGCCUCGACCUCUCCUCAGGAUGGAAGUACGCUCCGCUCGAUUGGCAACGCAUUUCCAGCAUGUUUUGCUUUCUGUGCCAGAGGCAAUCAGUGAGGAAUAUGGUUGGGGUCAGUAUUUUCUUAGGGGCCUUUCCAGACAGAGAAAUGCAGCACAUGGCUGCUGGCCCAGAGGAGCUGUGCGGUCUGUGUGAGCCGUGCAGCUGUGGGGAGCGGUGUCAGGUCUAGGAGGAUACUCCUUGGAAAGUGGGUGGUGAGGAGGAGAUGAGAAGCAAUGAUCACUGAGAAUAAAUGGCUGCAAAAAAUCUUGAGAGUUACUUUUUUUCAUAGCAGUAGAGCUGAGUGUCUGGCCUAUAUGCUUGACAUCCUUCUUCUCCAAGCUGUGGAAAUUGUGGUGCAUGUUCAUGCUCCCACUGCAGCUUUUUCUUUUUUACCCCAUUUUCUAGCCCUGCACUGGAUGCUGGCAGGGAGCAGUGUCCAGGUGAGAGCAGGAGCGUUGCUGACCUCCCUCCUUCCCCACAGGGAGAUGGGUGGCCAUGAGCUUGGUGGCUUUGGGCAGCCUUCUCUUCUUCCACAGACAUGGCUGGAGCUUCACGUCCAUUUGGCAAAGGGCAGGCAGUUUGUUUUUGUGGCUUCAGUGACAAGAAGACGUGGCAGCUAGUGCAUUAAAAGGUAGAGAAUUCACUGAUUUUUAAAAGAGUUUUUAAAUAACAGAAAUACUGCAAGUGGUUGGUGCAGGUACUGUGCAGUGUAUUCAUGGACUUAAAUUAGAUUGAGAACCUGGUGAAUACGUUUAACUAAAAAUGUGGAAAAUCCUACUGAAAGCAAUUCAUUGCCCAAAGUGAAAUUAAUGUCAUUUCAAAAAUUACCUAAUGAAUGGAAAUAUUUGGUGAUGUAGUAAAAAAGGCAGUGUUUUAAGAAAUAUAUUCUUGUUGUUUAAUAGUUGUCUGUAGUGUAAAUCAGCUGUUCUGCAGUAGCAAAAUAUACAUAAUUGUGCCGUGGAAUAGCAGUUUUGUGAUGGUUUGCAAGUUCUGUAGGUUUUCCAGAUCCUAUUUUUAAAAUGAAUUCAGACAUUUCCUUUUGCGAUGCUGUGAACAAAGAUUAUCAGGUUAGAUCAACUUAUUUUAAAACCAACUUUUGCUAACACAGUUAUUUUACGUUUCAAAGUAUAGAUGGAGAGCUUAAGAAGUUGAAGUCUGCUUUCAUGGAGAAUACAGAGUGCUUGAAGUUUGAUAGAACAAAAAAUCUUCAUGUGUUUUGUCCGUUAAAAUAAUGUUUCACUUUCACUUAAUUGGCAAAAGGUUCAGGCAAAAAGAGAGGUGCUUAACCUGUUGCAGGUUAAUGAAAAUUGCAGGCUUACAAGAUUAGGCGUGUGUUUUGUAGGUCAUUUGUUGGUUUAAACAAUAAUGUGUUACUCCCGCUGAUGGCAUUUUAAAGAAUCUUGACCUUGAAAAGACUAGCUGGAGUAAAAAUAAAAACUGAAAAAAAUCUCCAGUUCCACGUGUUUCCAUGAAUUAGUGCACAGUUCUCAAGGCUACACAGGGCCGCUUUCUGACAGCCUGGUCAGCAGCGCACUGAGGUUAACUGGAAGUAGGCUGUUAACUUCUGCUACGUUUUGGAUCAGAGCUCCGGUGAAUUCCUUUCUUUGUUGAAGACGCUUAAGCGCUGUGUGAGAAUAAUUAAUUUAAAAAAAGAGAAGUCUUUGCAAGAUUUAUUUUAUUUUUCAUUUAAGCAGUGAAGGAAAUUUGUAAUCGGAUAUGAUAAUCAAAAUAUGUAAAAAAUUGUGCCUGGAAAUAUGUUCCUAUCUCCUGUAAUUGCUUUAUAAUUGUCAGGGAGGAGAAUCAGAUUAGGAAAGAUAAAUAUUUCCAAUGCUGAAGUUAAUACUUCUUUUGCAAAUGGCAGCCACGUAUCUGCAUUCCUUCGAGCUGGUGGGUGUUUGAGAGCUUUGCAGUUAGAGCUAGUUGUUGCAAACUCUUAAUGCAUGUGCUUUUUAUUUUUGAUAUUUUUACUUUUUUAGGAAUAAUCAGGACUUUUAAUCAAAGCUUCCAUUUAUGUUUAGAAUUUAAGUAGGAAGCGUAACUUUUACUCUUGAUUUUUCUUUCUCUCCUACGCUCCAUAAUCUCAUUAGAAAAAUAAAUACAGGAGCGCUUCCACUAAGCUUAACAAUUUGUUACUGCUUUAAUUCUCUGCAUAGGUUGACUUUUUCCCCCCCCCUCAUGUCUUGUUGGGAAAGCAGCUGUGGCUUGCUGCAUUUUGUACCUUAAGUUAAAAUGUUUGUGGGACCUUAGGAAAAUAUGAGACAGAUUUAGGGAAUAAUGCUUUUUAUAGCAAUUGCUACCCCUUGGUUUUUAUUUUUAAUAAAUAAAUUUAUUAUCAUGGUGUCAAUAACUUCGUUUUGGAGAAAAAUUCUCCCAAGAGGAUGUAAACAAGCCAAAAUCUGUGCUGUAAGCCAUGGAAUAGAUGCCGGUUAGAAAGGCGAAAGCUGACCUCCUCUGAAAGCUGUACUUCUAAAUCAGUUUGGGGCAUCUGAAAAACGUACCUCAGAUAUUUUGUUUACUUGAUACUUCUGGGAAGGAAGUGAUGUUGUUUUUUCCUGUUUUGUGACCGCAGACGUGGAGACAGGAAUGGUUUUGCUGGGCUGAGCUGCAGACUAGGAGCAGAAAUGCACCCGCAGCCCAUGCGUGCCCGUGUCUGGUCUCACUGCAUCUGCCCCAAGGACAAUGAAGAGCAAGGCGGGUCUGGUUCUCUGCUCAGAAAUCCUACUGGGGAAAGUGGUGCUCGGACUUUACCCUUGCCAGGGAUUGUUUGUUCUGGAAUAUUUCUGAAUUGUUGUCUGCUUGUGCGGUCUGAGAGGGAAUUGGCCAUAUGAUAUCCAGAAUUUAUGUUCCGUAUUAAAGCAUUUUCCUGUUAGUUUCCUAUCUUUUUCAUGUGAAAAGGAAGUGUGCUGGAUUUGCCAAAAUGAAGUACUUUGUAACGCAAGAUGCGUGUCAGUGAUCUUAGGAUCUUGUUGAGUCUAGGCAAGCUGCAUGUGUAAGCACAGCCUUUACUGGUUUCACUCAAAACUGGGAUCCAGCAUGAAAAGUUCAGACAGAUGUGAAGGUCAUUUAAACAUGGCUGUUACUGACUUGUGGUAGUUACUCUGGACAAUUCUACUUACUUAAGGGAGGGAAAAUAGAUGUUUCAUGUAAUUCCAGGGCUGGAAGCAACAGCUGCCUGUUCAGUGGGAAGGUAGAAAUCCCACCAUUCUCUUCUACAUAAGUUGAAAAUACAGUCUUAGACUCGAGCGUCUGCACUGUAUCAAAUUUAACUGCUUGAAUACUGUCAAAUAUAGAACUGAAAGUAUUGAAUUUUUGAAAAUUGGAUGUGUAGUGUAAAAAGUCAGAGAGUACUGUAGUUUGGAUAAAAAAGAGAAGCCUUUUCUGAAAGAAUAAUUAUUUGAGAAGAUAUUCUGAAGCUUCUGUGGUUAACAGCUUGCUUGCAACAUAACCUAGGCAGGGUAGAAACAGUCAGAAGUCCACAGUAGGUUGCAUGACCACAUAAUAAAAUGAAAGCACGUCGCCUGGACAUUCACUUUAUAUUGGUAUGUUGGCGUUCCUUUUAUUUUUAUUUUAUUGUUGUUUUUAUUUAUUUUUGUUUUCUUUUCUUUUAAUUAUGGAAGGAUCACUCAGGCUGAACUUAGUCAUUGAUCCCUGACUCUCCUCCAUAUUCUCUCUAUUUAAAUAUGCGUGCUAUUUUCUUUGUCCUUUAACAACUUGUUUCCUCUUCAUUCAUGCUUUCUUUCACUUCCUUUUGGCUCUAUGUUAACUCUAGCCUAUUCUGUUUCUCUCUUGUUGCUUUCUUUUACUCUGUCCUUCCUUUUCUCCCUAGUGCUUAAUUCCUCCCCUCCUCCUGCUCCUCUUUCCUUCCUGCCUCCUACCACUGGGUCAGAUGGUUUUGAGCGAUGAAGGUGUGGGAAUUUUGCACAACACCCAUCUGUAGUGUGCAGGAUAGAAAUGCAUGAAGAAGUUAGACUUAGUCAAUAUAGAUUUCAGAUUUUCUCGUUGCAACUUGGUGACAAACCGCUGCCUCCAUAUAGUAUUAAGCCUUAGAAAUGAGCCCCCGGAAGACAUGGGGGGAUGGUACAAAUCCCCACGCUCUUGUUGAAGCCUUCCUGUAUAAGUGGGUGCUGGCAUCCCUACAGCUCUAACCAGUGUGAAACAGAGUGUGUGCACUCGUGUCAUGGGCAAAUAGAAAUAUGAACUGAAGUACUUAACCUAAUACCUUAUAUUUCUGCUGGAGCAACUUGAUUUAAUAAGUUAAAAUGUUAACGCUGUGACUCUAACACGUCCAUUUCCUCUCUGUGCUUUCUUUCUGAACACGCUCAAGGGCUUUUAAAAACAUCCACCGAAAGAAGGAAAAACCAUGAGAAAUGCAGGCUUAAUUGCACGCAGUUUAAUAUUCCUGUGCUCUGUUUUGAAGGGUACGCUUGACACAGAGAAAAGCAGCAGCCCCACACUGAAUCCUUUGUCCUUCCUGCCGGGUGAAACAGUAGAUAGCUUACUGUAAAUAUGGCCGGCUGCCAAGCCGCGGCGCAGAUUCUUUUUUUAAUACUGUAAACUGGCAAGAAAUCAAGAAUUGCUGUUCUUCCUUUUAUUUACUUUCCCUUCUGUAUUAAAGAGUUCAGUAAAUAAGAGAAAGUUAAAUGUUGAGUGAAGGUUUCAUAUUGAUUAAUCGUUGAAUAACAAAGAGUUAUCAGCUUGUUUUUCUUUUGCCUCCUUUUCCCAUUUCUUUUUGGUGAAACUAGAAAUAUUAGUUGCUUCAUCUGGAACAGAUUAUAGCAGUGAAAAGUCUGUGCAGAGUUUGAAAUGAGGACAGAGCAGAAUGCAUCCAUCAUGUGCAGUUUAAAAUAAUCCACAGGGCUGCCGCUGAUUUGAUCCUUAGAUGUACUUCCUCCCCAUUUCUUCCAAACUCCUGCUAAUAAUGAGUACUUUGUCUCUAGAAAAUACUUUUUUGUAAAGUGUACCCCAGCCUCUGCUUGUAAAUAAUUUUUUAUUCAUAUAACUAAGCUUCUUGAAGUAGCUGCUGAGUUUUUUUGUUUUGCUCUUAUGUGUAAAAGUGGUAGAGGAGUGUGGAGUUCCUUCUGCUGCUUUUCAAACGCAAGAUGUGCCUUUAAAGCUGCUUUGCUUUCAUGUUGGAACGAGAAUUAACAUUAUUGCUUUUCUGACAGUUGCAAUGCUAAAUUAUUGGCAAAGUUAUCCUUGCUUAAGAUAAGUGAUUAUGGAGAUAUAUAGGUUGUGCACAUUUUAAUGACUUACAUGGAGAAAAAUACUUUUCCACGUUAACGAUACAGCAGGUCAAAGGAAACUUAUAAAUUACUGCCGUUGUUAAAUACAGAUUUAAUGUGAAAAUGCAGCCUGCAGUGGAUUAUUUUAAAGCCCCAAAUGUACAGAGGUUCAUUCAGAGGUCUGUCUAUCUUGCUUAAAAUCUACCAAACAUUUGGUAAUACCAACAUAUAUCUGUUUCUGACUUGAUGAAGUCUAGAGCGUACCGUCUAGGUCAUGGUCAUGUAUGCACAGCUCUGCUCGAAGCAUUUUUUGAAAGAAAACACGGAUCCGUAUUUCUUACCUUCUAUAGUUUAUGGCUAAUUGGAAGUUAAGGCUUCUGGAAAUUAAAAGAAAUAUUUUUGUUUUUAAAGCGACGGACUGUGACUGGAAAAAUCCGGACUUGGUUUCGAGAUCUGCCAGAUUUCUUGAAAUAAUUUGGUUACGUCGUUGUUAUUUUUAUUUUCCUGAUUUCCUCAUCCAUAAAAUGGAGAUAAUCUUGUUCCCUUAAAAGAUGGCAGUAUGGUGAAGAUAGAUUCGUGAAUGUUUGAGAGACAAUGCAGUGAUACUUAAUGGGUUUGGUAUAAGUAUUCACAUUAAUGAUUCAUGUGAAAGAAAGAUUGAAAAACUGCAUUAACUUGAAUGUUUGGAAUAUGUUCUUGUAGAAGCAGAACGCAUCUGAGGCUUAAUUCCCAGUCUGCAAUGCCCACAUGAGGGAUACAGAAAGUAUUUAUGCAGGAAAUCUAGAGUUUACAAGUUUCCUUCCUCUAGUUCCUUCCUUUCUUUAGUUAUGAUUGUUUUUUUCAGACUCUGUGAGACAAAUCUUGGUUCCUAAAGUAAGUUCUUUACAAAUACGAAAGCAAUGGCACAUUUUUAUAGAUAUUUCCCUAGGUAACUUGUAAAUAAAAAAUAAUGAACAAUUGAACUGUUUUAAGAUUACUAAAUUAGAGAGAUGGUCCAAAGAGUAGAAGUAUUUUUUCUCAGCAAUUGAGUAAUAUUUAAAUAUACAAUAAUGUAAUAGUCUCCCUUGCAAAAGCGUGGGUCAGAAAAUAUCCCCCUAUCUCAGUGAUAGCCACCAGAGAUCUUCCCCCUCAUCCUGACUUUUUAUUUUGUCUUGAAACUGUAUCAUCCAAGCUAUAUGGGGAAGAUAUCUUGGAAAAUGAAGUAAAACUAUCACAAAUUUGCUACUAUUUUAAGAUUGCUAGAUGAGACGCACGAUUAUCCACAGUUCCGUUUUGGAUUUGCUGCCCUUUCAGUGGAGCAUCCCGCAUGGAAAACUAGAAUUCAUUCUUUAAGCAUCUCUGAUUUUAGAAGGAGAACAGCUAGCUGAUGAUUUUGCUUUCAGUCAUGUUUCACAAACUGAUUUUGUCUUUGGUAAAUGUGAUUGUUUAUUUUAAGUAGAAGUGGCAAUAAUUUCAUUCUUUUUUGGGGGGAAAAUAAAGAAAUAUCUCUACAGAGUUUGAGUUACAGUGUGGCUGUGUCACUUAAGAGCAUUUUUCUUCUUCGAUACUUCAGGCAGAUUAUCUUGAAUAGUUAGCAAAUUUCAGUAUGCAUUUUUAAACACAGGAAUAAGUGCUUGAUAUAAAUAUUACAGUGUCUUGCUUAACAAAGAACAGUGUAUUGCACUCUUAGCACAUGCAGGUAUCUCUCACAUGGAUCUGAAAAGCUAGACUUCUUAGUUGCUUUAAAUGUAUAUUUGGAAGAAGCAGAAGAUGGCUUUAUCACUUGCUUCUUACUGACAGUCUCAGUCCUUACAGUAACAAUUUUCCUUUGGUCUUGCAGUGUGUGCCAGGAGCUUGCAGGUUCUGUGCCUGAAUGCAGCCCCAGUGCCUUGAGGCUGCCCUUUAUCCGAUACGCCAGUAAGGCAAUUAUCAUGAGUCAGAUGAACCCUUCACCCGAGGAUCCUCGUUAUGGGUCAGGCCAGAGCAGGACCUUUUCUGAUCAGGGAGACAGUCUGUGAAUUAAUGUCAGUGAGAAUUACUGGUAAAAUCCCCAGCAAUGGCUCGUGUCCAGAUUGGUAGCGAGACUGACCAUUUAAGUGUCUGCCCCUCCUGAAUAGAAAAAGUACUGCUGGCAUCUUGCUCUUUUUCCUCAUCCUAACAAGGAUUAUUUCUGAUUUAUAAAACCAAGUAUGUUGGAGGAAGAGUGAGGAAAAAAGCUUGUUCCUCCAUUCCUUCAGUAUUACUGCGUUUGUCCUCACCAGCAGGUCUUCCACCUUUGUUUUCCAGCAACUUAUCCUGACGAGGCAUGUCCCACCAAUCUACUCUCUUUCUCCCUCCCCACAGGUCACAGCGUGAGCUGCUGCCUGUUUUAUGCCCCUGGCAAGGCCGCGUACGUUUGCAUUCGCUCUUUUGCUUCCUUUGCCAGAUCACAUCCCCUUUUCUCCUUUGUAACAGGACUCAGACCAACCGCAGUCCUAGCUGGCUCCUUCUUCCCUUUCCUGCCUUGGGCAGAGAGGAGCUCAGGCCCUCUUCAGCUCCCUCACCUCCCUUUCCUCCUUGGCCCCGCCACCACACCUGCGGCGUGACGGUGGCUAAGGGAUUUUCUUUAUUGCAUUAAGGUUUAGUAGGUGUGCAGCAGUGCUGUUAGCCUCUCAUGACCCAGUGUCUUAACAAAUCCUUCCCUGGCCAUGAAGAAUUCGGUUUACGUUGAGUAAAGUCGUAUUGAACUAUGAGAGUCAUCCUGGGGAGACUUUUCUGUACCCAGAGUGCUGUUCUGCACCUAAUUCUGUGUGGAGAGACCUGCUAGUAUCUGCAUCAUUUUGCCAGGGUUGGGUAGCAUCCCAUCUUACAGUUGGUAUCAAAUACCGUUAAUUAAGUUUCUUUAAAUCAUAUAGGGGUGAAUGCUUUACUGACUUUUGCACAGCAACAGAAAUGUGUUGUUGUUGGCAAUGUCAUUCAUAAAAGAUGCUUCAAUGUACUUAGUGCAAAGUAAUGUUACUACUUUUGGAGGAUAAUAACACAAUUUAUUUAAUAAAGUGGUACCAGAUACACUGGGUAAAGAAAUCUAUCAAAGUUCAGUGAUGUUUGCUUGUAGUGCAAAAAAGAUAUAUAUAUUUUUUUUUCCCUGCAAAAAGGAGCAGCAUGUAUGCUUGCAACAGCUUGAAAUCUUUAAAUAAUUUAGUGGUUCUUUUCUUCAACGUGAAGUUCACUUUCUGACACUUACGUGGCUAAGAUAUUAGUUGAUUAUUAUGUCUAUUAUAGGUGUGGCUAUAUUUACAUAUGUGUAAAACCAUCUUUUUUGUAGUACACUAACGCUGUUCAAGUAUAUGCAUGGAGCACAGGUAUGUGUUGUGUGUGGGCUGCCUUCAGAGCUCAUAAUAGAUGUCAGGGAGUGUCUGCUGUCCUUCACAUCCAAGCUCUGAAGCUGUAUAGAAAUGUCAUGGAAAAAGAGUGAAAAGUGCAAGCCUAGGUGGAAAACAUGUAGACAAAAUGGGAUUUUUAUGUGGAACGCCGGUAGGACUUGAGGGCAGAAGGAUAUAAAUGAGAUCUAAACUGGAUUAGUUUCCUGCCAGAUUCUAGAUGACACAAUACAUAGAAGUAGUUCUGUUUCUGGGUUUUUGUUGUCACUGUGUAAAUCCCUGUUCCUUUUGUCUGCUGAGGGUUGGUUUUUAUUUUUUUUUAAUUUCCUGAGAGUUGCUCAGUUAUCAUAUCCAUUGGAUUGGAUUCCACACAAGCAUACAGGAGCGGUUGGAUAUGAAUGUGUUACAUAUCUGCACUGCAGUGAGAACUGUUGCAGAGUAAUUGGGAUCCAAGGUCCAGUUAUACAGUCAACCUGUCGUUUUACAGUAUUCAAACAUCUUUUCAUAGGUGAGUGAGUGUUCAGGGGUUAGAGUCAAUACUAGAGCAAGUGCACACUCAGUACGUGUUAUGGAAAUCCUUUUGGACUCGGUCAGUCUUAGUUUAUCUCAGGCAGAGACAGAGGCUCAGUCCAUCCAUGCUAUGAGGAAGGUGACUCAUGCACUCCAGUUCCUGUUCUAGAGACCAUUCAUAUAUUUGACAUGCAUUAGCUGUUGGAUAAAAUGUGGACCCUAAGUGGAAGGAUGUACUGUCAAGAUGAGCUUUAUUGCCAGAUACGGGAAAGACAAGAUCCAUUCUCAGCAUUUUUCUAUUGGCAAACAUAAAACUCUUUCCACUUAGCUUGGUAAACUUGGGGAGGAUCUUACAGUGAAGUUUUCAUUCUCCUUGUACGUUGUUUUGGAAGACUACACACACAGCUUCGAGCUAUGGAUGAUCAUUGAUGGAAUGUAAUGUUCUUUAAUUACAGUUAUCAGAAAGUCAACUAAUUUUGUGAAUUGGUAGAUAUUGUUUCAUCUUUAGGACAGUAAAUACGGUCAACAGGUUUGAAGAAAUGUAAUUGUUACAGUUCUUUUCCCGUCUGACACUGACGAAAUUACCUGCUCUUCUGUUGCUCUAAUAUGAUGAAAAAUUGAUACAUAAAUAGGAUCUAUGUGUUUUCUUUACAAGGCUUUUCCAUGGGGCAAUUGAUUUUAUUUUAGUUUGUACAAGACAGACCAGGAUGAGAAAAAAUUUUCUUUCUUUCCCAGAUCCAGUUUAAAUGAAGCAAGACUGAUAUGUAUUUACACAUCUUUUUUUAAAGUAUCUCAACAGUUGUAGUUUGGUUUUCUGAAGGGAAAACUCUGGUCCUGUAUUGUUAGUUUCUGACGCGGAAAAAAACCAGUUCUGCUGUAUGCAGAACUUGGCAAUACCUCAUAAUAAGCACCCUGCACAAAGAUUUUUGGGAUGGGACUCCGUCUUUUGAAUUAGGUUGCAUGUAACGCAAGAAUUCAACUCUUUCACGUUCAUCUUUUGGAAUUUUCUGUAGUAACUUUUGCUUUCAAUUGCGCAUUCUCUGUCAAGGUCAAAGGUGUCACUGAACUUCAAAAACAAACUCAUAACCUUUUGUUUAAGGAAGUAGUGGUCUAUUCUGGAAAAGGUUUCUAUGAAAGAUUAAGUUGGUAGAAUUAAGAAUUCAAGGUAAAUCAAAAGGCUUUUCAUACAUGUAAAGACAUUUCACUCAACGCUUGGUUGAGGUUUCCCAUGUUACAUAAUUAGACAUGGAAAAUUAAAUAACAAAAGUCAGGAUCAGAUGCGUUUUCAGGCUUCUCUUGGUGGAUUUUUUUUACUUGUUUGUUUGUUUAGUGUGUUGUUCGUUCCAGGAGAGUAUCCUUUGAGCAGCUAUCAAGCCUGCAGAAUCAGCUUGUCAUCUUAUUUAUAAGGUGCCUUUAUAUUAAAGACAAUAUACUGUCACAGAAGUAGCAUUUGCCAUGAAGAAAAUAUGCAAUGCUAAUACUACUAUGUAACUAUUAUACUGUUUAAGUAUGUUGUAAAAAUCUUGCUGUUGUGAUGGGAGAAUUUCAGUGAAGUUUCUAAUAUAUCUCUGCUGCAGCAGACCUCAUUGCCGCUGCUUCCUGCCGGUGUGCAUGCCUUGCAGAGCGGACUCCCAGUGCAGAAACAGGAUGCUUUUGGGGUGAUGCUACAACAAAAGAUGUUUUCACCUUGAUAAUGCCCAUAUUGGCUUGAACUGAAGGUGAAAAUAUCUCAGUGAAAUGUGGGUACUGGGACCUCAAGACCUUGUGUUUUGCCCUCGGCAUUGACUCCUAGAGCACCAUGCUGCUGUUGUCCCAGCCCAUCCUGUCUCUACCAGUGACUAGCAGCAUAUGCCUAGGGAAGUCUGGAAAAGGCAUGCACAUGGUAGUGCUUUCCCAGUAUAUUUUCCCAGCUUUCAGCAAUCUGCAAUCUCACAAACUUCCUGAAACAGAGAUGGUAUCUUGGGUUUUAUAGCCCUUGAUAGAUUUUUCUUCCAUUAGUUUGCCUGAUUGUUUUAAAAUCCAUACGUGCUUUUAUCAUUCACAAUAUCCUGUGCAGCAAGUUCUACAGCAGAACAAUGUAUGUGUUAGAAGUGCUUGCUUUUGUUUUGAACUUGCUACCUUAUAAUUUCAUUUGAUGCUUCUUUGUUCCUGUAUGAGACAAAUGAUUCCUUAUCCACUGCUGUUACACUGUUCUGUUUAUCACAGAUUGCUUUGAUACCACGUUGAUCACUUGUCUUCCAGGCUGGAAAUAUCCAUGUCUUAUUUAGUUCCUUGUACAGGAGCCAUUUCAUGCCUUUGAUCAUCCUUGCUCCUCUCUCUGCCAUUCCUGGCUCUGUAACAUCUUAGUUUGAGUCUGGAGUACUGCCUGCAAAAUAGAUAAUGUAGCAUACAGUGUCUGUGGGUUACAUGGUAUCGCUGCAGUGUGUUUUGUAUUGUUCUGUGGUCCUGAUGAUUUUAAACAGUUUUUGAUAUUUUGACCACUGGUGAAACGCUGAUGUUUUCACAAAUACGGCCGUUUAAAGUGCGUAUAGUUCUCUGGUGGUGAAAGCUCAUCCACAGCCUGUACUGUAAACAUAGCAUUAGAAUUGUUUUCCUUCCCACCCAUCCUGACCACCACUCCCUGCAGUUCUGUUACCUGUCAACACUGAUUUGUCUUCUGCUUUUACUAUCUAGUCCCUCCUUAUCUGAGAUUGUUCACAGUUAUCUCCAUCGGCUUUUGUUUGUAUUACUGUGAGUAACUUUAAUAUCAGUGGCAGACUUUUUCUGUCCAAUGUUCUUCCAUCUUUUCCAAUCCAUUUAUUCAACUGCGUACCAUCAAAACUCCUGUGGAAUACCAAUCUUGAUCAACUUUCAUUAAGAAACUCGAUCGCAUGAUACUGUCUUUUAUUUCCGCUCUGUUUUUUGCUUGUUUGGUGAUCAGACUUGUUUAUUGAUCAUGCUUGUCCUCACAUACAUUGAUUAGCCAGCGAUGCCGAUAGAUUUAUGAGGCAAUUCUACAAAUGCCACUUUGACUCCGGCUCAUGUUGCAUCCAGCUCAUUGUUUAAAGAAUUCAGUUCUUCCCAGCAGUUCCUAUCAAUUUGCUCAACAUGUGCACCAAAUUAAUUGUUGUGCAGUUCUCUGGAUCCCCUUGGGAGACUUAUUAAGAAAUUGAUAUUGUUUGCUAUCUCUCAUUUUUCCUGCUACGGAGGUGGGUUUAAAUAGGAUUAACAUGAACUGUAAUAGCUCAUCUAUGUGUACGUGAGUUCCUGCAGAGCUUGAGGGAACACCAUCUCACACUUGCAAUCUGUUACCUUUCUUUUUGCCUGUUUAUCUCCUGCUACCUCUGUCAUUGAUGUUUCUAGCCAGAAAAUCACCUACCUAACCUCUUCCAUGGCAAGCACAUAAGCAAAAAUACAUGUGUAGGUGGGGAUUGAUCUAUUUAUUCUUUUUCUUGAUUUUUUUGGGGGGGGAGAGGAGGGUUGCUUUUUGUUUUCUUCUUGUUUUCUUUCUUUUUUUUUUUUUUUUUUUUUUUUUCCCUACUUCUUCCCUGUAUCAACCUUUUCUGCUCUGCUCAAAUUCUGGGCCAGAUCUCUGCCAUAUUAUCUUUUCAAACAGAAUAGUUUGGUUUAUUCCAGGAAAGACUGGGUAGACUUGGCUACCUCAUGACGUUUGGUCAACUUUCUGUGCUGCUGAGCCCCAGAUAACAAGCAGGAACCAGAUCAGACCUCAGGGAAGUCUGCAAGUGAACCUCCUUCCAGAAGGCACUGAUGAGUUGAAGGAACAUGCAAAACCUGAAUUGCGUGUUCUGAUUAUUAUUAUUUUUAUUGCUGUAGCUAUUUUGUGUGUGUGUUGUUUUGUAGUCUCCUUAAUAUUUCCUUUAAAGACAACUAGGAAACUAAACAUGGCAGUUAUCUUAUUGUAACAUUAGCAUUUCAUAAUUAUAGUCACAAUGGCAGGAAGCGCAGAAGUAUAGGCUUCAGUAGCAAUAUUAGCUACAUAUGGACUGUUUUCACUUCCUGCUUUUCAUAAUCAAUUCUUAUUUACGUAUUUUGUGACCUACAUUAAUAUCUGAGUGACCUGACCAAAAAAGUGAUUUUUUCAAAUUAUUGUAUGUUCCUUGGAAGUAGAGGAAAAAAAAGUAGAUUUUUUAGGCUAAGAAUUGCAGUGCAAGAAGUUGCAGUGAUUCGAUCUAUUUUGUGUAUGAAGCUUACCAAGUUUGAAAAUGAACUCAGGCUGUCUUAGUCCUAUCCCAGUAUUAACACAUCUCUUAUUCUCUAUAAUAUUGGUAACGUGCCUUUUGCCGAGAGACUUGGUAAGAGACCUCCUUGUAAGCAGGAGGAGAAUAAGGGUGUUUGGAUUGGGAAUGACCAUCCAAGGAAGAGACCUGGAGGUUGCAGGAAGAGGGGGAUAUUGUGAACUCCCCUGUCUGAGGGUGAAGUGGGGUAUAUGGGGGCUGAGGGCUUGGUGUCUGUAGGGAGACAGCAGCUGAUUUAUAGAUAGCUGCAAGCUUUGUUUUUCAAAGGGAUGAGGAAAAAUGAGUUUCCAUAUUACGUACCAUAAUUUCAAACUAUGCUGAUAAGUCAGUGACCAAAUACUGCAGGAAAGCAGGAUGCGGUCAAAGUCCUUGGUUCUGAGUCAUCUCCAAAUAACAGGUACCAGCAAAAAGGCAAGGGGGAACGUCUCGUGGGAGCCUGGGGCAGUUGCAAGCCCUUGCAGAACUGCAGUCCUAGUAUGUCCUAUAUGUUAAGGCAAUGGAUGUGGACAGAAAGGGAGGGAAAAUAAAUGAUUUGGAAGUGCUUAUUAGUUCAGGUUGAGGAGGCUACUGAGGAAACCGUGAGCUGAAAAAGAGAGAGGUUUGUGACCAACCUAGAUCAGAAGAGUGUAGCAGAAGGUAGUCUUCUAAAUUGAAAUCUCGGUGAAAGGACUGGGCAAGACAUAGAGUUAACUUCAGCAAAGCCACUAGAAUUUGUCAGGCAACACCACCUGUUCCCAACCAGCGUGCACAGAGAUACGCACUGUAUGGAGCUGCCAUGAGUCAUAGGGAAUUAGAUGUCUCAAUAAAAGAGCAAAGGGCCUACAGAAACAGCACGUGGUUCUCCAUUGGCUCUGAUAAACUCCAUGAAUGUGGCAUUUAUAGUGAAAGUCAAGAGCUGUUAAAGUUUUAGAGUUUUUAAGCACCCUGACUGGAAGAGGAUGGUAAGUGUCGUUAUCUAUGAAAUUAUUCAUGGGAAUAGGGAAAGAGGGUUGACACUGUUCUUGGUAUGGUCAUCCUGAUCAAUAAAGGAGCAGUGAAGGAGUUCUUUGAAAUGAAGGGCUGUUGGAGGAAAAUAGGCACCCAACCUAGUCACUUGGGAAGUGUUGAGGACUGGACUCAAGGUACAGCUGUUUCAGAAACUGAAGUUUUCUGUCGCACUACUGGGGUCAUUUGGCACAGGACAGCACAUUUCUCAUCAAUGGAUCUAAGGGAGGGUAUUUGUGCACUGAGCAUGAAUGCAUAUAUUUGCUAGCCCUCAUCAGUGUAGUGCUGGUCUUUCAGAAGAUGCUUACUGAUCUGCACAGCUAUUUGAAGUCUCAGAGACUAACUGAAUAUUUUAUAUUUUGUUUAGUUAAUAGGUACUUGUAAUUUCUGCACUGUAUCAAUGUUGAUGGUUAAUUACUUGUAUGUUUCAUUAGGAAGGCAAAAUGAGACUGUGGCCAUGGUGUGAUCUGUUUGGUGCUGGCUAUCGUGCUGUGUAGAAUUUACUAUUAGUCAUGGAAAAAAUCAGACAUGAAAUGAAGCCAAAGCAUGUGAGACUCCAGGACUUUGAAUGAUAUUAAACAGCUCCAUGCUACCUUUGCCCUCUUCAGCCUUAAUAUUUUGUUAAUUCUGUAUGUGAUUUUUUUGUGGCUGGGGUACUUGAAUUGUGAUGGGAUUAUUACUAUUUUUUUUUAAUUGUCUCAUAUUCAUAACUCAGCAGUGAGUAAAUGGUCCAUAGAUCCAUUCUUUUUCUGUCUUCUGUCAUUUUCAAGUAAUCUCAAGUGCAACUCCUUUAUAUUACGAAUGGUAUAUAUUUCCAGUUGUGACUUAAUGGUUUGGAUAGUGGCAAAGGUAAUGAGCUGAGGAACUCAAGUUGAUGAUCUCAUCUUUCAGCCCACCAGCCUGUCUGAAACUCUUAGCUAAUCGCUGCUCACACAUGAAUGCUCACUUACCUAGAAUGCUUCUCGGUACUGCAAAAUUUUUAGUAUCAAACACAGAGUGAAUUUGGUAAUUAAUCAAAUGAGACCUUCCUUUAUUUGAAAGAAUUUGCUUUUAUCUUUUUAGAAUUGAUUUUUUUAAUUUCACUGUGAUUAUACGUUCACUGUUCAUUUCCUAACUUCAGACAUUUUCUGAGCAGUGAAGCUCAGGCAUAGCAUUGGACCAAAGGGGGGAAAAAAGGUUGGUGUGAGCGGUGUUUGUAUCUGAUUAUGCAGAACAUCUAACAGUGCACUAAAACUGUUGUAUGUUUCAUAAAAGUAGCAUUCUAGUAAAAGAGGAUCUUGCAUGACUCUGCUUUUCAUCACUGCUAAGAAACAGUAAUAUUUGAGUCUGAGCUUCGCCGAAAGUGAGUCACAGUGUACAGAUUUGUGGAAUGAAUGUUGACAGACUCAGAGGAAUUUCCAGGUACUCAUGAGCUUUUUGUUUGGGGCAGGGGGGAUUUGCUUGGUCUUGUCCCCCUCCCCAUGCCAGAGUUGAUAGAGAUUAAUUGAUUUAACCCUGUGUAUAACACAUAGAUGUUUAUGUUGAUGUGUUGAAGGUUAGUGUUCAUUGCAGAGAUGGGGUUUUGAACUAAGCUAAGGCAUGCAAGUUAGCAGUGCAGCUGCUGUUGACUCUAUCUAUAACCCACAGAACUAGAGAGGUGCUGCCAGAGGGUACUUUGCCGGUGUCUCUAUUUCUCUUUUCAGUGCAGGCAUUAUCGAGAGCAAAUUCCUUCUCUUCCUUUUUAGUUUUUAAUACUGUAAUGUUUUCAGUGGUGGGGCUUGACAUCCAACUUCCAGAGAGGUUUGCUCAGUCACAGGGUAGUCUGUGUAGGAUGUGGUUCUCAUCCUGUUGUUUUUCCUUAGAGCUUUGAUGGUGUGACUGUCAGGUUGGCAUCUUGCUCUGUUUUGUAUCUACAACCAGCACAGCUUCACUUUUGCAUCCUUGUCAUGUAUUAAUGAACUGAGUCUGGAAUUCUGCUGCUGUUCCUUGAAAACUACGUGCCAAAUUUGUUUCCACACAGAGCUUCUGCACUCAAGAUGUGAAGUAGAUUCAGAUGUGCUGGUAUAUAGUUUGUAAAGUCUAUCUUUUGCUGCUUUCUGGCAACUGAUGGAAAGAUUCAUUUGUGAUCCAUUUUCUUACUGCCCAGUCUUCUUCCACGCAGUUUAUAAGACCAGUAAGGGUUUCUCUUUAUCACUACUAGAUAUUUUCAGUAGCAAGUGGCCAUAUGGCUCUUGGAAACCUAAGUAUGAAUAGAAUAGAAACUUCAGGCAGAUGCCAAUGUAAGGAGAGAUAUUAGCUUCCAAACAGUUUAGUGUUAGUUUGGAAAUAGUGGCUUUCAGGAACAGUGUCUCUCCCGAUUGCUUUGUUUGCAGUAUGCUCUAACCUGACUGUAUGACACUGGUAAUAUGACUACCGCAAUUUUGCUGCUCUUUCUGAAAAUGAAUACUUGUUUUCAGUGUUCAUUUUGUUAUGUGUUUUACAUUAAAAAAGUCUGUAAAUGACAUUACUUUUAUCAAGUGGUAAGUCCAAUGGCAGCGUAUGCUAACUGCAAGCCUUACAUGGUGCUUUUAGAAGUAGCUUCCUGUUUGAGGGGAUGCCGUGGUUUAAGACGGUCAUUGUAAACGGAUGUGUUAGAAGAGUCAGGCUACAAAGCACAGAUGGAUUUUUGAGAGUUGGGCAGCUGAAAAGCCAUUUCACAGGCUACAUAAAUAAUGUUGCUUCAGCACUUUGGUGGAAACCUAAAGUUAUCUUUAUGGAUCUAGUGGAUUGUCCUUUCUUCUCUCCUUACAUGUAUACUUAUUAUUUAACUAAAUGAGCAUGUUAAUGAAGCCUACCUUUUGUCAUCAUCCCCUACCUUGAAAUACCCAAUAAAUGCAGGUGUAAGUAAUGCUUUCCUUAUGUUUGUCUGUGUUAUUUAUUAUAGCAGUCUCAAUACCCAGGUUUCUAUCUGACUGCAUUGCUGUAAUUACUUAUAAUUUUAUCAAAGGAAGCAGCAAGAGGGGGCAGUUCUUAGGUGAUGCAGUUUGACAAAUGAACAGAGGAGUCUGUCAUAUGAUAAAUUACAAAGCUGUUGGGCAGAAGUCUGUGGUUUCUCAUAUGACUUCUUAAGAUUGAUGCUAAGGAUGGAAAGGGCUGUUGCAUAAUGGAAGGGCAAAAGUUUGUCAGUUGUCUUAGAAUCAUGGGAUCACUAAGGUUGGAAAAGACCCACAGGAUCAUCCAGUCCAACCAUGCGCCCUUCACCAAUGGUUCUCCCUAAACCAUGUCCCUCAACACAACAUCCAAACGCUCUUUGAACACCACCAGGGUCGGUGACUCCACCACCUCUCUGGGCAAAACAGUCUUGUAACUGUUAAGGCUUUAAUGUAGCCCCUUGGUACACAGGGAGUCAGAAGCCUUUAUGUUUUUGAAGGUGGAGUUUUAUCUGGUUUUGUAGAACGGCUGACAGGUCAGGGUUGAUUACCUGAAAGGUCCCAUCCAGUCUUAUUGUUCCUAGCUAGAGGAGAAAAGUAGCCCACCUUUGUGAAGCAAGUUACUAUUGUCACUGGCAAGUGUUAUAACUGGGGAAAGGCCAUCAGAGGGGUUUUGAUUUGGAAAGGAAAAUAGAAGAGUUUUGACAAUUACCUAUUUGCCACCAUAUUGGUGUAGGCUUGUCCAAAUACUCUGCCCAUGUUAGUUUGAAACUCACUGUCGCAGUAAAUGUCCAAUAAAGACUUGCCAGUGAGAGAAGGAUCACUUAGAAAAUUAAAAAAGGGAUCUAAAUUAGAUAAUAGUCAGUAGAAAUAAAGCUUAACUGUAUCUUACAUUACAUAGUAAAAGGUAUGAAACUUUUAAAAUAUGGUUUUCUAUUCUACUUAUUUUCCAGGAAUACGUAUUUGCUCCUAGAUUGUAUUCUUUGACAGGUCACUGAAAGACAAGAUGCACAGAACUCUGAAAGUUUGUUGGAUAGGUUUCUGUUAGGUAUGCUGUACUUCAGGGUGUAAAUUUCAAAGAGAAAAAUGAAACUUCUGCUAUAAAAGUGAUACUUCCCACAAAUACAAGUUUUAUUUUUGACCUUAGGGACUUUGAUUUUAUCUUCAUGCGUUCAUUUUUCAUUUCAUUUAUGGAGAGCAGUUGGGAGCUGUAUUUUGCCUUGAAGUUUUCAGAAAAAAAAGAAUACUAUUUUGAAUGCUGUAGGUGAGAGGUUUAUUGUGUUGUUUUUUAACUUUUUUAGUGUGAUUCAUAUUCUUAAUAUAUUCAUAUAUGUUUUUGUUGUGAUUUUGAUCAUUUCUGCAAUAAGACAUAAAGCACAUUUUAGAUGAUGUAAGCACAGAAUCAUGGAAUGGCUUGGGUUGGAAGGGAUCUUAAGGAUCAUCAAGUUCCAGCCCUCCUGCUGCAGACAGAGUUGCCAACCACUAAGUCAUGUACUAGACUGAGUUGCUCAGGGGCUCAUGCAGCCUGGCCUUGAACACCUCCAGGGACAGAGCAUCCACAACCUUUCUGAGCAGCCUGUUCCAACACCUCACCACUCUCAGUGAAAAAAUUCCUUUGUCAUCUAGUCUAAAUCUUCCUUUUUUUAAGUUUAAAACUACUCCCCCUUAUCAUUAUCUACCCAUGUAAAAAGUUGUUUUCCCUCCUGGUUAUAAUCUCACUUUAAAUACUGGAAAGCAGUAAUGAGGACUUCCCUCAGCCUUUUCUCCCAAUUGAACAAGCACAGUUCUUCCUGUCUUCAUAGGAGAGGUGCUCCAGCCCUCUGAGCAUCUUUGAGGCCCUUCUCUGGACCCUAUCCAAAAUUUCAACAUCUUUACUGUAUUGAGAGGCUCCAGAUCUGGACACAGUACUCCAGAUGGGACUUCACGAGGGCAGAGUAGAGAGGGACAAUCACCUCCCUCGCCCUGCUGGCCACCUCUCUUCUAAUGCAGCUAGGAUACUGUUGGACUUCAGGCUGCGAAAGCACACUGCUGGCUUGUGUUAAGUUUUUCAUCUACCAGGAGCCCUAAGUCCUUCUCAGCAAGGCUACUCUCAAGUUAUUCUUCUCCUGGUUUGUAUACAUACCUGGGGUUACCACGACCCAAGUACAAAAUCCUGAGCUUUGCUUUGUUGAACCUCAUUAGGUUCACAUGGGCUCACCUUUUGAGUUUAUCAAGGUCCUGCUGGAUGUCAUCCCUUCCUUCUGCUGCAUCAACUGCACUGCUCAGCUUGGUGUUAUCAACAAACUUGCUGUGAGUGCACUCAAUCUCAUCAUCUGUGUCAUUGAUUAGGAUGUUUAAGAGUUCUGGUCCCAAGAUAGACUCUUGUGGGACGCCACUCAUCACCAGCAUCCACCUGGACAUAGAACCAUUGACUGGCUCUGGCUGUGACCUUUCAAGCAAUUCCUUAUCCACUGAGUAGUCUGUCCUUCAAAUCCAUCUUUCUCCAGUUCAGAGAUAAAGAUGUGGUGGGGGACCAUAUCAAAGGCCUUGCAGAAGUCCAGGUAGAUGACAUCAGUUGCCUUCCCUUUUUCCACUGAUGCUGUCACUUCACCAUAGAAGGCCACCGGAUUGGUCAUGCCUGACCCUUCGUGGUCUUGCUGUCUGUCUCAUGUAACCUACUCAUCCCUCAUGUGCCUUAACAUGUCUUUCAGGAAGAUCUAUUCUAUGAUCUUCCCACGUGCAGAGGUGAGGCUCUGAGGCUCACUGGCCUGUAGUUCCCUGGGCCCGCCCUACUCUGUUUCUUGUAAAUGGGAGUGAUGUUUCCCUUUUCCAGUCUCCAGGGACUUUGUCUGACAGCCAUGACUUUUCACAAACAAUGGAGAGCAGCUCAACAAUCAUGUUAGCCAUCUCCCUAGGGACCCUGGGAUGUAAGUUGUUUAGCCCUGUGCCCUUGUAUAUGUUCAGUCUCAUGAGGCAGUCUCAGACUUGCUCUGCACUUAGAGCGAGGGGGAGUUUGCUCCCCUACUUCUCACCAGGAGGUUCAGGUAUGUGGGAAAUAUGAGAAUCCUAGCUGCCAGUGAAGACUAAAGCAAAGUACUCACUGAACUCAGUGAGUACCUCAGCCUUCUUCAUAACUGUUGUAGCCAGUUCUCCUUUCUCAUUUAGCAGAGGAGGUGCACUCUCUUUGGCCUGUCUUUCCCAACUCAUGUACCUGUAGAGCACCUUCUUGGUUUUAACAUCCCUUGCAGAGUUCAGUCCCAUCUGUGCCUUGGCUUUUCCAAUCCCAUCUCUGCAUCUCCAAAUAGUAAUGCAUUUCACAGUAAAGAAUAAACAAUCUGGGUUCAUCAAAUAAAGGAAGAAAUAUAUGAUGUAAUACUGCCAUGCACAUAAAAUAGGUAUCUUAAAACUUUUAAGCGAUAUUUACUCAAUUUUUUGAUUCACGGGAAUCAGAAUUAAGUUUUAAAAGUUCAUAAUAUCGACAAAAAUGUUGAACUUAAUAAAGAAUUCAUUUUGUAUAGUUUGUCAUAUUUGUUCUUUGUCCUAUUAAACAUUAUAUUUUUAAAAUUAUAAAAAUGCAUAAAAGUGGUGCACAGCUAAAAUUAUUGGAAAUACUGCUAUUUUGAGUAGCAUAAGAAAGUAUUUGUGUUCUCUAUUGCCAACCGUCACCUUUAAAAAAAAAGAAAAAGAAAAACUAUGAAGAACAGUUGUAUUUUAGUUGCCAAUUUAACAAAUUUUCAACUAAAAUAACAGUGAGUAUUGUGAAUGUAAGAACUGUUAAAGUUUUUACUGAGAAAAAGAACAGCACAUAAUGAUUAGUGAAGUUAAUGAAAUCAGUCAUUAUGUUUGUGCUUGAAGAUGUAACGUGUUGGUUUAUAGGUUGUUUAUACAUUAUAUGAUCUCAGAUAUCCUUUGACAAUGAGAAAAAAUAAUGAAAAGAGCCAGUCUUGAACUUAAUAUGAAGAAAAAUACAGCUUUGCUCUUUCUGACUUCAGUAGAAGCCUUUUUAACGGAAUCUGACCCUUUUUUAUUGUUGUUGUUUUUCUUCUCCAUGUAGCGGAGGGUAUUUAAGAUUUACCUGGAAACUGAUCUUCUCAUGACAGGAGCUAAAGUUGAAAAAAUGUUUUGACAAAUAAAGGACCAACCACUAUUUUUAGGUUCUGUAUGAGUUAUUUCGGUGUACAUCCAUUUAUUUGUAGUUCAGGUUUUGCUGUAGUUGAGUCUUCACCUCUUCUAAAUCAUGUUCACUGUUACUUACUAGCUGUGAUGAAAGCCAUAAAAGUUCAAUAUACCUUCACAGGAGAAGGCGCUGGCAAAAUAAUGAUGCUCUUUGGCUAAAUCUGAGUCCCAGCUGUUAAGUUCUGUGUAAACUCAUAGUAGGAAGAAAUUUGAGGUCAGUCUUCAAAAUCUGGAAAAAAAUAAAAAUAAAAUCAACAUGUGUUAGCUUAGUUUUUAGUUCCUUUUAUUUUAAUCUUUCAAAGGAGGCACACAUUUUGGAAGAGUGAACUUAAAGUAUGCUCUUCAUGUGAAUUUAUCAAUAGAAAUGUGUAGAAAAAAAGACGAUACGUUUCGGUUUAUGCUGUGUUAAAUACAUAAUUCCAAAAUAAGAUCAUGGAGAUAAAAUACAGAGUAGUAUGACAUUUGAUAAGCAUACAGAUAGUUCUACUCUGCCUAGUAUUUCUAAUUUGUUUUUUUUUUAAAUGUGAUUUAAAUACUCCUGAAGUAUUUUCGUUUUUCAUGCUGUUUCCUCUGCCUAAUCCCAUGAGAUGUGAUGUAGAAUUGCUAGUAAAGUUUGUUUGUUUUUCAAGGCUUGACGGGAGGCAGGUGGGGGCAGCUGCAUUUCUUUAGACAUUGUUAACUAUGUGUUUAAAUAUUGAAAAUGGGCCAAGAAAUUACAACUCAUAAUUACGUUUAAUGGCAGAAUAUAGUACCACUGCCUUCAAUAGCGAAUAUGUGAGAAUGCACACGCCAAAAAUUAUAGCAAAUCUAUUUGUAAAGGACAGACCUCACCAAUAAAGACCUGUGUUUGAAUAUGAAGAUCACAUUCCUGAAUUUAUUUUCACGGAUUAAGGAGAUAAUAGAACAAAUUGUUGAUUAAUAAAUUAAUUGCAUGAAAGAUUUUUUUUUAAAUACCAUAAAUCAGAAUUACAAAGUAAUCUAUUAAUAAUGAGAAGGAGCACUUGUUAUAGUAGGUCAAGUUGUUGACUUUCAGAUUAGUUCUUUUAUAUUUAGACAAAAAUUUGCAUUUAUAGGAGUACCAGAACAUGUGUAUUCAUAGCAGUAUUCCUGAAACUCCAAAACUAAUAUUAUAUACUGAAACAAGGCCUCUUUUCUCUUUAAUAUCUCGACAUUACAUUCCAUUACAAGCCUCUAGCACAGCAGGUGUAGAGAACAUAAAAUGGCAAGUCAUCAUGAGGAGGUGUUUUCCUUUAUUUGAAGUAUGUGUCUGCCAUGAUACAUUUAGUAGGAGCCUCUUAACUUUGAAAUUAAGGACUGCAUUUUGGGACUGAUGGCAGCCAUCAGGCAGGUGCUGCAUCCAGGCUCCCAAAAUGUUGUGAUCUGCCUCACAUUAGUCAUAAUUCUUUCCCCGCUUUUUCUGGGGCCAGAAAAAAAUGAUAACUACAUGACAAAAUGCAGAGAGUUAGACAAAACCAAGAAAUGAAAUAAUGCUAAUGCUAUAUAUAUAUAUAUAUAAAACCUGAAAAUACAGCUUAAGAGGCCUUGAAUUGUAGGACCAUAUUAAGCUGUGUAACUAAUAUGUAUUUGAUAGUUCAUUUCCCAUGAGGAGCUGCAUCAGUCUUUGUGCCUCCCCAACCUAUUUGGCUUUGUUGUGGGAGGUUGGCUAGAUUUAUCUCUGUAUGAAGUGGGUGUUUUAAUAUCAACAUUAAUUUAGUUGGGAAACCGUGAGUUGCCAUUGAAUUUGAGGCAUAGUUUACCACAAUCUGAAUUUAAUUCAAUAUUUAAUUAAACGCAUUUAUAACUUUAAGCAUGUGAAUAGUUCUUACUAAAUUAAUGGGUUCUAAGUGCAGUUGUGUGAUUUUGCCUGUCUGAAUUAAUUGUAGGACUAGGACCUUAAUGUAAAGAUUAUGCUUCACAGCAUGCCCAACUUCAUCUGUGUCCUUACUGGAAGUGUUAUCCACUAGUAACGUUAAUCUCAGAAUUAGUUAAUAUUGAUGUUUCAGAAACAGAUAAAUACCAGCUUGUUUUAGUUCUGGAGGACUUUUACCUAUUUGUUUUUACAAACAUUUAGGAAAACAGCCCCAGUGAGUCAUAAUGCAUGUAUUUUUGUGGUUUCAAGUCUGCCACAUCAGUUUUCCAAGUGAAUUUGGUUUGCAGUAGAUGCUGAAUACUGUAAACCGUUUCUGAGGCAAUAUUUAAAUGCAUUUCCCUGGCAGCAUAGAAAUAUAAAUAAACAUGCAGUGUUAACUUUGACUAUUAUUAAUCUGAGUGAACUUCAAAAGUAGCUUAAAAAAAAACUGUGGAGUUAUUUUUGUUGGAUUUCAAAGUAGAUCUGCUGUACAGAUAGCAAUGUUUUAUCAAUCACACGAUGAAAAUAAAAGUAGAAACUGUUUGCUAAAAGCCUCGUAGGUUUUUAUACUGAUGUGCUAAUCCAUUCAAAUUUUAUUGUUAACAUCUGUACUGAGUGAUUGGAAGACUGAUUACAUUAGGAGCCCUUGGGACAAAUAGCAUUUGCAUUUGUGUAAAUAAAUUUGAUAAAUACACAUUAGAAUGUAGAGAAUUAUACAGUUAAGCUAUUGAUAAAAGUAAAAUUAUUUUAUAUGUGAGGUAUUAGUGUUCAUUAUUACUAAGAUAACAUUUCAGAUAAACACCGUGUUGCUUAGUUAGAGCUUCCUCAUUUAUUGAAUGAUAAUCAUAUCUGUAAAGAGAAAGUAAGAGGACAUGAUAAAUGAAUUGGCUGAUUAUGACCUUCAUCUUUCCUCCAUUUCAACCAGCUGCAUACAUUUGUGAUUGACAUCUAUAAACACUGCUUUCACUGCUGAUAAAAUCUUGGUUGUGUAUCAAGGAGUUUAUGACAAACUAUUUUAAUAGAAUUUCCCUACAUAUUAUGGCAGUGUGCAAGAUUUCAUCAAACAGAAACAAUACUUUCUCUAUUCUCUUUUUGUUUGAUAAGUCACUGUAGGAAGAAGCAGCAGUAAAGUGGCUGUUAUUGGUGUAUAUUUGCAGCAUCCAAGUGUAACUCUUUGGUCACAGUUAAUAGGAGUUGAUUUUGUUGUUGUGAUGCUUCUUGUUAGUGGUGUUGUCUGACCAAAUAUAUUAGACUGAAGGUGAUCAGUUUGGGCUAACUUUUGACUCAGAGCUACCAUAUUUUUACUAAAAUUUUUAAAAUAAAGCAAAAGUAUCCAACUAGAAGUAUCCAGCCGGUGGAAAAAAUGGGAAUUUAUACUUCAUUUGCUUUGUAUAAAAAAAGCAUAUCUCUUCUUCAGAAGGUUACCUUUUACCAAAUGUCUCCAGACCGUGAUGUUUGCGUCUUGUGUCAGGGCAGAGGGAUGCUAGGGGUGUGCGACUGGCUGCAGGGCUGGGAUCACACUGCUGCAUGCAGAGCUAGAGCAGGGAGGGACCGGUGUGCCCAUCGGUCCCAUGCCAGCAAAUCUGUGCCUGAACUGCAGCGAGCGCCUGUAACACCACAGAACCUGAAUGGAUUUCAUUAACAGCUCUAACACUUACUGUGGUGUUUCUGUGUUAUUUUUAUCUAUUACUAAAAGUCUAUUUAUGGAGCAGUUGAUGCAUACUUAAAAAAUGAGCUCUAUUAAGAGAAAAUGACCUUGGCGGGAUUAAACCACCAGGCUUGUACUGUGAGAGAAGCUCAGUCUUCUGAUUUUAUCUGACUCCUCUCUUUGACAGAUGUGUUCCAACAACAGCCAUCCAGCCAAGAAUUGUUGUCGGUUUUACAGUAUGACUGUUGUUUUGCUUCUUGUUCUUCUUUGUUUUAUACAGAAGUGAAUGUAUCUGUGUGUAUGUCUAUGUAAAGAUGAGCACUUACAUGUGCCUUUUCGCAGAAGUCUUCGUUGUGACAACGUGAGAGGGCUGUCCGCAUCAUGCAGAAUAUGGAUACAGGAUACAGAAAUACAUUUCAACAGUUGAGUUUUGGUCUCAGUGUCAACAGGGAGACUCAGUUUUGCUGCCUACAGCGCAUUUCCUGUUGUCUGUUGUUUUGAUCUCUGUCACAUUGUUUGGAAGUACCAAUUGCUUUCAUAUAGUAAUACAGGAAGAAGUUGUAUUUAAAUAAAAUGCUUCUUUGUUAUUUACUUUUGAAAAGACAUGAUUCUGCAAUUCCUAAAGAAGUCUGAGAUGUGUUCCUAGGUGUUUUAGUUUUCCUCCUUUUCUGUACCAUCGAAUCCCUCAGUAACUUCCCGCUUGUACCUUCCUUUUCAUAGCGCUGAGGAUCCUUCCUUGUUCCACGCGCAGUUGUGCUUCCCAUUCUCUAAGGAGCACCCUAACGGUAGGAACUCAGAGCACAGAGUCAACAAAGGGCCUUGAGAGCAUUAACAAGGAGUAUUAAAUAAAAGCAUUACCAAAGGGUAUUUGGAACUGGGAGCCUUUCUUCUCAGAAGCUUAGAGCAUAUGUGCCCAUCCACUUUCAGGCAGAAGAUGGGACAGAAGAGGAACCCCAGUUUCUAGGGGAAUACAAGGGAUAUCUUUUUUCCCUUUCCCCAGAAGAUUUAAGAACUGCACUCUUAUUAAGGUUGAGGAGAGGAGCUACAUAGCUUGCUUUCUUGAAAACACAUUUCUUUUUUCCUUUCUACUUCUCUUAGAUCAGUUAACCAAAUUAUAGCUAUUGUAGGUAUCUUCUUAAAGACUGAGCCUCUUGAAAGUAGGACUUAAUGGCUUCUGAACAGAGCCUUUCCUGUAUGUUGAGGAUCAGCAUAACUAAAUCAUGCUCUAGGCUUAGUAUUGAGAAUUGCUGAAACAGUCAGUACUGACUCUGAGUUAUUUUGUCUUUUUGAGCUGCAGGAGUUCAUCAGGCUACUAUUCUUGGCUACUAGUAGCCUUUAAAUCAUUAGCCCUAAGAUCUUUAUCAUAUUGCAGAAAAUUAUUCUGUCAUCAUUUGGUUACUUUGUUUGUUUACAGAGCUUGCGUAAGUUUUCCAUGGUUGAUCAAACGUAAAUAACGGAUACUUAGCUGCCUAAAAUCUUACAGAGGGUUUAAUAAACUACCAAACAUUCAACGGCAAGAUAGAUAACUGGAAACAUUACACUUUUGUUUCUCUGCUUUAGCUGAGGAUAAAGCUACUGUUUUGAAGACUGCAUCUGUAAUUUAAAUGCAAUAUGUAAAACUGUCUUCUGUUAAAACAGUACAUUCUCCCAAACUGUGCAUGUUACACCAGAACCUUGAAUAAGUCAUAGUUCACAGCUAUCCUUAAAAACUGCGUCAUAAGAAGUCAUAAAAGGUAUCCUACAAAAGUUUCAUUUGGCAAGCAGAAGUAGCUCAGCUAGAUUAUGUUUUGCUUUUAAAUUGUUAUUAAAAUGCAUGUGUAUGCCUGUGUGUUUGUAGCAUAUGCUGUAGUUCAACUGUGUUUUUAAUAGCUGUAUAACUAUUUUUCUUUAUACUUUGCCAGAUGAAUUCUUUUGAGUUUGAAAACUGUUAUGCUUGCAUUCAUCCCAAGAAGUAAUUAUUUGGGGAAGAUUGAAAAAAAUGUGCAUAAGCAUUCUGUAAACAAGUCAUCGAUUUUAUUUUCUAAUGAUGUAAGUGAAAACUUCAAGGGAAAAGCUGGGAUGGAGGACAUGCUGGAGCACAGUGGCAGUGCUUUGUUAUGUGCUAUGGAGGCUCUCUGGAAGCUGCUUUAGGAAAGACCAUCAUCCCAUCAGUCCUACUUUCCAGUCUUUAUACCAGGCCAGGAUUGGGGAUAGCAUUUUGCCUAGCAUGAAUUUAAAAUGAACUUAUCCCACCUUGUUUGGCCUGAGCGUAGUGAGAGAAGACUGUUCACCUUGAGUAUUUCUUGUUUUCUGUGCUGCCUUGAGAGAAUGCAGGAAAACUUACAGGAACCUAAGGGAAAUCAAGUCAUUUAUUGGACAUGAAUACGUAUAUUUUGUUGUUUUGCUUAUUGUGUUUUGUUGUUGUUUGUUAAUUUGUUUGAACCAGCUUUAGGUUUUAGGACUUGGUUUUAAGACUCUCUGUAGUCAAGAAGAGUGCAAUUAAUUUCCAUGGGACUCAGGCUCUUUGGAAAACAGAUGUUUUUGGUAGUUCCUGUAGGCCUAGCCGCACCACAUCAGUGCCCUGAGUAAUGGAUAGAAUACGAAUAGAAUCAUGGAACCAUCUAGGCUGGAAAAGACCUUCAGGGUCAUCAGUGCAACCAUCAACCUGACCUACUAAGUCCCUUCACUAAGCCAUGUCACCUAAUGCCCCAUCCACACAUCUCAGAAACACCUGAGAGGACAGUGACUCCACCCCUUCCCCAGGCAGCCGGGAGCACAUGUUUUGGGAUUAAUUACACUAAAGGAGGGGAAGGUCAGGAUACAUGCAAUGAUGAAAGGACUUGUUACAUCUGAUGGCUUUAGAUCAGGUCUGAUGUCAGGCUAUUUUUAUUUGAUGCUGUCAGUGUACUUAGAAAAGGAGGGGGAAAAAAGCGUGGCUAACUGAAAAUAGACCGCACAGUGGAGGCACUGUAUUGCAGGAGUGAUUGCUUUCUAAAUAAAGAAUUUCUGUAUCUCUUGAGAAAAAUUAGGAAAAGGACCAUGAAGUUUCUGUUGGCCAACAGAGGAGAACCAUCUGCUGGAGCUGCAAACAAUUGGCUGCAUUUAACAACCAGUGGUUGAUGGUCUCUGCUCCAACCAAGAGGAAUUAGUUUAUUCAGUGCAGGUGAUUGGAAGUGAAAAAUAGCACACCGUUGUUAAAGGAAGAGGAAAAAGAAAAGUGGGGAAAAAAAAACUGUUUAAAAAACUAAGUUAUGGUUCCACAACGGCAGUAUUUUUCUAUUGCAAGUUUUUAUCGUAAAUUUCUCAAACUAAUAAAAUGCAACUACAUGCCAUAUAAUGAUGUUGGUGAUUCAUUAGCUUCAUCUGUAGAGAGAAAUACAACAUUUUGGCACUUCCUUUUCUUUUUCCUUUCUUUCUUCGUGGUUUUCCAUUUCUCUUCUGCAAACAGUUAAGAUGAACUAAAGCAUUCUCUGUUUUCCAUUAGGUCUCAUUUGCUACAGCUUUCUGCCUUUAAAUUACUUCUGAACCACAGAAUCUGGCAGGACUCAUUGGAAGUCAUUUGAGGACAACUACUUGAUCUGGAGUACAGCCAUAUUCCUCUAGGCUAUGCCAUCCUUCCCCAGCAUUUGACAGUCCUGGAGGCACUCUGUUCAAUGUCAUUUUGAAAGUGUGGCUCAGACAGGGAGAAAGAGCAUGGUAAGUAGUACAGUGUAAUGUAGAAUAACAUUCCUGCUAACUCAUUUAGCUGUUACACAAUAGAGGAAUUCAAUCCAUGUAAACUGUUUUGCAAGGUGUUGGGUCACAGUUUUUUUCUCUUACCCAUUACAGUUUAUAUUCUUUUUGCAGCAGUCUCUUUGUCUACUCAAGAACCUGGAAUAUAUAGAGAUGUGUUUUCAAAACUUGACCAGCAAUUUGAAUUGAAAUUAGGGUGAACAAAGCUUUUGUAUGGUCUUCCAUGGGAAAAAGAGAGUGUCUGUGCAAAUUAUAUAGAUAGACUACUCCUAGAUGAGUUCUCAUUUCCUUGCAUGUUAUAGGUUAGAAAUCAUGGGUACAAAUGGACAGUAGCUUGAACUCUUUGGGGAACUUUGAUAAAGAGGCAGUGCUGAAUUUUCUACAUGCAACUGCUAUUUCUUGUAAUGCAAGGAGCAAAUACAAAGUUAAGAAUAUUUAAGAUAGAUGAAACAUUUUGAUUUUUAGUAUGAAGAUACAUCUGCAGCUGAAAGCAGUGUGUUUACACUUGAAGCAUGCAGUGGUUUUAGGACUUAGCAAACAGUGCAGUUAUUUAGGGUUUCAAUUUCAUUGUACUCAUUCUGUAGUUUUGUGGCUUCCUUACCUUUGGUAAUAAUGCAGUAGUGAAAAAGAUACGUAGCGUUUGAAAGAUUGAAGUUCCUGGUUUGAUUAAAAUACAGCAAUUACACCACUGGGACAGAUGCCAACCAUGUGUUUUCCCUGCUUUUUUGUUAAGUUUACCAUCUCCAGCUGGUUACCAGCUGGUUACCAGCUCCCAAGGAGAUGCUUGGGAGAUGUCAUCGGUAUAUCUGACCAUCCCCAUCCUUCUACACUCAGUGUGCCUUACAGGCUGAUGUGUUCGUACAUUUAUCCCAAGUUACAGCAGAGGCCUUUUGCAGGACAUGAAUGCCUUCGCUAACUUUGACUUCAGUGCAGACAGAGCAGUGCGCAGGAAAUCAUACAAGCAUUUGAUAGACCCUAAGAGGGCAUUUUGAAGAAUUCUGUCUGCGAAACCAUGAUACUUCUCGUAUAUUCCUAUGGUAAUGUUUAAUUUGUGGAAGACCCUUAAUGAAUAUUUUUGUUUUCUUUACGUUGUGAGGACCUACAAAAGGCAAAUGGUGUUUUGAUUAAAAUAAAGAAAACAAAACAACAUAUCACUAAUAAGCAAGUAUGAAGAAAUAUUGCUGAUUUGAAUUCAUAGCCAUGCUCUUUGACUUUAGAAUUUGUAUGUCAUGUAACUCUGUUUUUCUAACACAUCCUAUAAAUUAAGAGAAUAUUCCAUGGAGAAGUAAGUUUUAUUUAUCUGGUAGCUAUCUGAGGCUUAAUUAGCCUAAGGAAAAUUAGCCAGAAAAUUACUGUUGUGUGAAAUAUAGCAAGGGGUCACAGGGAAGGGAGUCUGUUUCUAUUACUUUACUAGUAUUUAGAAUGCUGUUUUCCUUCCUCUCCCAGUACACAUUCAAAUCUUGCCUCUCUUACUUCAUUGGACUGAAUGUGGAAUUUAUUUAGAUCUCAAUCAGAUACAAUAAUAACAUGUUCACUUUAGCUGUAUGAAAUUUCCCUGACUACUUUAAGUGAUGCCAAUUAAGCUCACAGCUACAGGAGUCACUUCAAAUAAAAAGAGGAAAAUGACCAAAAAAGCACCGAGCUGUCUUUGCACUCUGAAGGUUUAGGAGGUAUAGAAGAAAUGAAUUCAGCAUUUUUCAUUUUAUUCACUAAUGUGCCAAUUCAAUAUGCACUGAUGAAAAGCUGCUUGAUUUUGAAAGGUUAUUCAGUCUUCUAAAGACAAAUACCAAAUUUGAUUAUAUUCUAGCAAUAUUAUAGAGAAGACACUUAGUUGCUUCAGUCUUGGUUUUAUGAAACAGAAGGGGCAACAGCUAAAAUGAAGGAGUGGUUCUUUCUUUUGAGUGCAGAGUUCAGCAAACUAUAUGUAAAAAGAAUUUCUAAUAAGCAUGAAAGUAGCCAGGGAAGGUUCAUCUCUUAUCUCAAGCACUCUAUAGAAAACUGUAAACAUUGCAUUCUAAAUAAGUUGCGUAGUGAAGUUUAGCAAAGAACAUCUUCCUUUCUUUUCCAGUCAGAAAUUCACCUUGUAUGCCACUGAGACUGACUGCAAGCUUUUCUUCGUUCUGCUUUGUAUCUAGCUGCCCUUGUUUGCUUACUAUGGGAUCUCUGUUCUUUACAGAAAGUAGUUGUUCUUGGGAAAAAAAGUGUGAAGGUGGUUUCUGCAAAUUCUUUAGAUUUUUUUAUUUUUGGUAAAAGUAGGGAGCUGUCUAAGUAGCAAGGACAACUUGGCAGAAUUCAGUACUCUUCUCAUUUGGGCUCAGCAGCAGAAGAGUAAGAAUGGAGCAAUACAGUGUAUUAAGAGUAUCAUUGUCCUACCGUUGUUGUAGGAUAGCAGAGUAAGUGAUUCAGUGUUAGGGGAAUAUGUUUGAGAUUACUGAAUUUGGUAUGGUAUACAGUCUUGCAAAACGUGGACAUCAGUUUAAUAUAAGUGUAAUAUAAAGAGAUGUGCAAAAACUACCUUGGAGGCAAAAAAAAAAAAAAAAAAAGAAAAAAAAAGAAAAAAAGAAAAAAGAAAGAAAUAUAUUAGCAAUGGGAUAAAGGAAAAUAGAAAUGAAAAGCAAAAGGGGAAAAGUUUAUUGUAGUCAGUGAUAAUCUCAUUAAGAAUAGGAUAGAAACACCAUAAUGGAAAAAGAAAAGGUUCAUGGAAUUUAGUGGUGACUGUGAACUCACACAUAAAGGUGAGAAUUGAAAAGAGAAGCAGGCUGGAGAAAGGGAAUUCCAGACAGAUGAGGCAGCACAGGCUGAAGGGCAACCCCAGCUGCGUGAUCAUGAGGAUGGGAUGGUGAGGAAUGCAUGAGUGGGCAGUAAUUGGAUGAUGGACAUGAGAUUAGAGUCAGGGUGGAGUGAGGCCAAGAGGAGUUUCUGAAAAAACAGGAUGCUAAAUAUAAAUGGGAUUCAGACAUUUACUGUGUCAAAGUGACAUAAUUAUGGCAGUUACAUUGUAUUAUUCUCUGGAAGGAUGAAAGCUCAGUCCUUAAGGUUUUAAAGUCACUGGGGCUGAGGGACAAACUGAAAGCAAUAAAUUGUAUGAAUGGAGGCAGGAAAUGAUAAAAACCCAAGUGGUGAUGCAGGCAGAGAAAGUAAGUAAAUAAAGUCAGCUGUACUUAGUUAGUUAGUUUUAAAUUUAGAAGAGUUUGGAAACAUUCCAAAAUAAAUUUUCACCUCUUUUUUUUUUCUUUUCUUGUAAAUAAAGCUGAAGACAUUGUCUUUUGUUGGUGGGUGUUUUUGUUUUUUUUUUUAGAUCAUUAUACUCACUACUCGUUUUCAACCUGUCUUCUCACUUAACUGGAUUAUCUCAAAGUCCAUUAAUUCAUUUUUAAAAACUGUCAUUCAGAUUCUCUGAUGUGAGUGUAUUUUAUAUCCCCAGAUAGCUUUAUUAUCAGAAACUGUAUUGCAGUGCUUGGACAACUUCAGGGUUAAUGUGUUUCAAUCUUUGUAUUUAUUAACUGGAGAAGAAAAAAAAUGGUCUGAAAAUAACAGAUUACUGCUGGUUGAAAAAUUUAAUGUCUAAUGAUCAGGUGGUAAAUGCAUACUCAUAAUUGUAAAUUAAGCCUAAUUUAGGCUCUUAAAUUACUGACUUUUUCCGUUCAUAUACAACAUUGUGCAACUAAUGAAACCACUUAACUCUAAUAUUUUGUGAUUUUAGCUUACAUUCUCCUUCAGAUAACUUUUUCCUGGAUCACAUUCAUGGGUAUUCUCCAUAGUGGGCUUUUCCUUCGAUCUGAAGGCACUGCAGGCACGUCCUCAGGGCAGUCCUGCAGUGGCUGUGUGCCCUGGGAGGGGUGGGCCGGCCCUGCCUGAUGGCCCACUGCAGCUGGGAGGAGGGCGGCGUGAGGUCAGUUACUUCAGCUGUGGGAGGGAGCCUGAGGAAGGACCAGUGUUCCCUGGGCCUCCAAGUGAAACUGGUACCUCUGCUGUUGCUGAGCGAUGGAGAGCUGGAAAUCAGCUCUUCAUUGAGAAGUGUAUCAUCUGGUUCUUCGAGGCCUUCCAAAGUGUGUUUGGUGUGUGGAGAUGAGGCAUCUGGAUGUCAUUACGGGGUAGUUACAUGUGGCAGCUGUAAAGUCUUCUUCAAGAGAGCUGUAGAAGGACAGCAUAAUUAUCUGUGUGCGGGAAGGAACGACUGCAUAAUUGAUAAGAUUCGGAGGAAGAACUGCCCAGCCUGUCGAUUACAGAAAUGUCUGCAAGCUGGAAUGAAUCUAGGAGCCCGGAAGUCCAAAAAACUGGGCAAAUUGAAAGGGAUGCACGAGGAACAGCCACAGCAGCGGCAGCAGCCGCCACCCCAAAGCCCGGAGGAAGGGACGACAUACAUCGCUCCAGUAACUGAGCCCCCUGUAAACACAGCACUUGUCCCCCACAUGUCUGCCAUCUCACCAGCACUUACUCCCUCUCCUGUUAAGAUCCUUGAAAGCAUUGAACCGGAGAUCGUGUACGCAGGAUAUGACAGCUCAAAACCAGACACAGCCGAGUACCUGCUUUCCACCUUAAACCGCCUGGCUGGCAAGCAGAUGAUUCAGGUGGUAAAGUGGGCAAAGAUACUUCCAGGAUUUAGAAACUUGCCUCUCGAGGACCAAAUUACUUUAAUUCAGUAUUCGUGGAUGUGUCUGUCAUCGUUUGCCUUGAGUUGGAGAUCAUACAAACAUACAAACAGCCAGUUCCUCUACUUUGCUCCAGACCUGAUUUUUGAUGAGGAACGGAUGCGCCAGUCUGCAAUGUUUGAACUGUGCCAGGGGAUGCAUCAGAUCAGUCUGCAAUUCGUUCGCUUGCAGCUCAGCUUUGAGGAGUACACCAUCAUGAAAGUUUUGCUGCUGCUGAGUACAGUUCCCAAGGAUGGUCUCAAAAGCCAAGCUGCAUUUGAAGAAAUGAGGGCAAAUUACAUUAAAGAACUAAAGAAGAUGGUAACUAAAUGUCCAAGUAACUCUGGGCAAAGCUGGCAGAGAUUCUACCAACUGACUAAACUUCUUGACUCCAUGCAUGAUCUUGUUAGUGACUUAUUGGAAUUCUGUUUCUACACCUUCCGAGAGUCUCAGGCACUGAAAGUAGAGUUUCCAGCCAUGCUGGUGGAAAUCAUCAGUGACCAGCUACCAAAGGUGGAAUCCGGGAAUGCCAAGCCCCUGUACUUUCACAGGAAGUGAUAGAAAAUGUCUUAAACGCAAGAACUUUGCCUUAAGUUUCCCUGUGUUAUUCCACACCCAUGAAGGACCCAAGAAACCAUAUUUUAAACAUGCUAUUUACACUUGUUCUGCAGUCUCUGAAUAGUCUAAAAUCAUAUGAAGGGUUUGGGGAAUGGAAAACAGUUGACUUGGAUUUGGCAAGACCUAGAUGUUUGGAAAUUACCCCAUAACCCUAAAACACUUAGAAAAUGUUCCUGUUCCUCUGGAUGAAAAGCCAUAUCUAGUCAAUAACUCUUUGAUUUUGAUAUUUUAACGGAUGGAGUUUUAAAUAUGCCAUGUAGUUUCUGGUAUCGUUUGCUUGUUUUAAAAGGGUUCAAGAACUAAUGAGAACUUUUUAAAGCUUACCCUUGGUUUGCACAUAAAACGUAAAGUCAAUAUGGGGCAUUAAUAUUCUUUUCUUGUAAAAAAAUAAUAAAAACAAACAAAAACUCUAUAUAUACACAUAUAUACACACACACAAAAAAAAAAACCCUACUGUGUAAAGUAAUAACAGAACAUUUGGUGUGGAAUACUCUGUUAUCCCCACCUGUGGCAUUUGUUAUCCCAUGUUAUCCCACCCUAGAUGAUAUACACUGUGUUAAGUGUCCAUUUACUAUUUAAUUAAGACGGAUAAGAUGUGAAAACAAAUGCCCUGGUAUCAAUUUAUAGUAUCUAUUGUGCUGGCUUUACAAAUAAUUUUUUGCAGUCUUUUGCUGUACUGUACAUUGCUGUAUGUAUAAAUUGUGAAGGACCUGAAAUAAGGUGUAAGGAACUUUUGUAAAUGAGACAAAAAAAUCUUUAAUGGUUAAUAGGAUGAAUGGGAAAGUAUUUUUGAAAGAACUCUAUUUUGCUGGAGACUAUUUAAGUACUAUCUUUGUCUAAACAAACAAGGUAAUUUUUUUGUAAAGUGAAAUGUUCUGCAUGCAUAAUGAACCGUUUACAGUGUAUUUAAGAAAGGGAAAGCUGUGCCUUUUUUAGCAUCAUAUCUAAUUUACCAUCCUAUAGUAUCUGUUGUAAAUAACCACACUUAACCUUUUCGGUUGUAUUUAAGCCUUUCUAUUUUCCUCCAUAUUUUUCUCUCUUUUGUCUCGCUUGCAAGUGUACGUGAUGAGCACAUCUUGGAAAUCCUGCUUCAUAUUUCUGUAGGAAACGACACUUUGUUCCGUUUGCCACUUACGAAGGUUUCAUUUAACAAGACAAAUUACAGUCUCUCCAAAGCUUUUGCCAGCGUAAUGAUAGCGUGAGUUCCUGCCCUCUGCUCCCUUUGUCUCCCAGGGGAGGAGAGGCAGAUAAGACGUUGAAUGAUUGUGCUAUUUUUAAUUAAUGUUUCCCAAAUUGUGUUGGUUUUUUGUGUUUUUUUUUUUCCUUCGAAUACUUGGAUACAUGAAACGUCUUUGAAGGUCAGAUUAUUAUUUCAGAUUGAGGAGAACAAUUUCUGAUUACGAUGAAGGGAACAUGCAGAUCAUGACAGUAAGUACCAGCAAGAGCGAUGGCAAGGUACCGAUAAGGGCAGAUCAGCAGAGUAGAAUUUUUAGCGGUAAACUCAAAGCGCAUUUAAUUUUGUAUGACUUUUUGUAAUAAUCAGAACACACGGAAAAGAAAACCGUUGACGCUCCACGUUCAGCUCGGUCUGAUUUUGUCUCACAACGUUUUCUCUAGGACGAGACUGUGAACAAAACCUUUUUGAGGUGAUUUACACUAUUUCACAAUUUAUAAAUGAAUACAAAAUUUUGGUGUAGAAUAGAGGACAGAUGAACUUUUCUGAGGCUCAACUGUUGCUACCGUAUGCUAAUUUAAAUAGAGUAGUUUUUUCUGAGUCCUAAUCUGUAGUGUUCUCUCUGGGUGACACUGAUGUUUUUGAGCUAUGAUUUGUCCCUUGACCAGUCAGAAUGUAGCAUUUCUUUGAAACAGUGGUCCAAUAGGAGUUACGUACCCUUUCUGAUUCCAAAUUUUGAGGUGUGCUUUGGUGCACUGAAGACAGUCAGUGCUACUUGUCUUUUUAAAUGACACCUGCCUUAUGCAAUGGGUAACCUGUAAAGACUGUAUUCAGAGAGGUUUUUUAUAUAUAAAUAUAUACAUACAUAUAUUAUUUGCAUUUUGGAAGUCUAAUUCAUAGGCAGAUCUUUAAAUACUGACCUGCACAGCAAUAUGAAAGCCAAACUUCCAGCGUGAGAUACACAGCAUGCAGACCGGUUGUUUACAGUAAAGAAACAGUCAUACAUCCAUCUUUUCACUUUUUUUUUUUUUAUUAUUAUUUUUGAGUCUAAAAUAGAAAAUUUCAAAGCCAGGUUCUGGGUGAAUACAGUCUGCAGCAGCUUUUUAUAUUAACAAAGUUACUGCCUCCUUUUCUGUCUCAGAGUAACUUUGCUUGAUUAAAAUAGCAAAGCCAUAUUCUACACUUCACUGUUAAAUGCCUGUCCCAGUCCAAAUUGUUGUCUGUUUGCUCCUAUUUUUGUACCUUAUUACUUUUAAUCUUGGUUUGGUACAAUUCAUAAUUCACAGAAACUUCAUAUAAUUAAACACACUAAAUUAGUUUUAAAAAGCAAUUUAUAUCUUUAUGCAAAAACGUAUGUCUGUCUUUGCAAACAACUGUAAGCAGAUUAUAAUAAAUCCUUUACUUUAAUCACCUGUUGUUUAUGAAACCAUUCAUUGAUUAUUAUUUUUUGCUAGAGCUCAUUGAAGUAAUAGAUACAAUUGGAUAUAGAUGUUGUAAGAGGCAGUAUUCUCUUAUCAAGGACACAAGCAGAAUAGCCAUCACAUUUUUUUCUUAUCUAAACCUGCGUACAGCAGAAAACAAAACCUUUGGUUUUCAGCUACCACGAAGUUACGUUAUUUUGAAUUUGUUUAGAAUGAAAUAGGCAUUUGUCUCCUGCAAAAUACAAGACAAACGAAAACAUCCUUUAAAAGUGGGCUUCUGUUCAUUGAGCUAAAUUAUUUUGUUGUAAGAAAGGACGGGGAUAUACAGCAAGAGCAUUGUAUACGCAGUUGAAAAUGUAAAAUAGUGUCAAUGUACUGCAGUGGGUAUUUCAGGAAUACUACACGCUGUGCAACCGACCGGUUGCACGAAAUAAAAUAGAAAGACUAAAGUUUGCAGUAGCAAAAUCUUAUUAAAACGAUACUUUACAAUCAAUAAUGCAAAAAGCUAAUUCACAGGGUGGUGUUUUUCACUGACUUGUUUAAGCAUUUAUGAAAUUAAAACAAUUCUACAGUUAAUGCACUUUUAAUUGUUUAUUAAAGAUUUGACUUUCUUUUUUUAGAGCAAUGUUUUCAGCUGGAGGUCAAUGACUUGAUAAGAUAGACAGCAAGCAGUUCUGAGGCCAGGAAGCUCAGAGGAAUGUUUAAGCACUCUUGGAGUUUAACUAGAUUCCUGGAUGGAAAAAUACAAGCAGCCAGCAGUAUGGUGUAAACAGUAACAUCUAUGCAUAAUGAUGCAUUUAUAAUUAGGGGUUUGCUUCUGUAUGUUUAAAGCUUUUUAAAUAAAUAGAAAAUAUUGUUUGGUCUUUA
Molecule: messenger RNA, 58381 nt
Organism: Gallus gallus (chicken)
Lineage: Eukaryota; Metazoa; Chordata; Aves; Galliformes; Phasianidae
Gene: NR3C2
Product: nuclear receptor subfamily 3 group C member 2
Exons: 9
Coding region: 53528-54859 (443 amino acids)
Biological process (GO): regulation of DNA-templated transcription
Molecular function (GO): sequence-specific DNA binding; zinc ion binding; DNA-binding transcription factor activity
Source: RefSeq, a predicted model, not a curated record